AUGUAUUUGGAUUUUCGAACCCAACACUCUAGAUUGUUGUGUUGUUCCAGCGCGGACGGUAACUACGAGGUGACCCUUAUGACAAAGGCGACUGUUUUCUUUACGGGGCUUGUAUUAUGGCAGCCGCCGGCCGUCUACAAGUCCUCGUGCUCCAUCGACGUCGAGUUCUUCCCCUAUGAUGUCCAAACUUGCGUACUGAAACUAGGAAGUUGGACAUAUGACGGGUUCAAGGUGACUGCCACUGUGCGGGACAAACAACGCAUACCUACCUACCGCUUGUUCGACCGCACAAUAAAAUAACGAUAAAACGAUAUUGUAUUAAUAUAUACCUAUAUAGUAAUAUAAUAUGUUUUAGUUUAUUAUAAUAUAUCGUAUACGUGUGGAUGUGACUAAUUCCAGACAUUAAAAAAAAAAAAUAACACUACUUAGGAAUUUACUACUGAAAUUAACUCAGAGUGUCUUUAAACUCCCCUAUAUUUGUGCUAAUGCGUACAUGUCACGGAUAAAUACGUCUACAUUUUUAAUAAAACGAGGUUAAACGUUUCGAGUGAUCCGAAAUUUGCCGAUUGACGUUAUAUUUCAAACACUUUUUACUGUUCAAGUUGUUAAUAUUGUAAUAUUUUUGUCAUAAUUGUUGACUGAAAAUUUUUAAAUGAUUCCAAAAUAUAUAAUAAUAUUGUAACCUUUAAAUGCACAAAUUUGUAUUUAAUGCGGACAAUAAUAUUUUGAACAUGAAAUUUCCCUGAAAAUAACGGUCGAAAUAAUAAAAACAAUCGCAGCCAAAUUCUUUGGACUUUAUACGAGCUUUAAUCUUAAUUUAAACAAAAUCCUAACUAAACACGAUCAAAAUGUUUCGUUACAACUUAAUAUUGAACAAAAAUGAGUGGUCAUACUAGGUUUACGACUCGUGCUUAAUGAAUAGGUGACGUUGAAAGUAACCAAAUGUAUAUCAUUGCCCCGUCGCCUUGUGUAUCGGAAGUUCAGACUUUAGAACGAAAAAACAAAAAUAAAAAUCUAUCAGCUGAUUUAGUAUCAUUUGUAUAUUGUUCUAUGGUUAUACCGAACACUGCGUAUAUUGUAUUUAAUUUACAAAAUAUUAUCAGAUCUGAAACGAAAAAUAUACGCACGACUCUUGUACGAGUUAUGUGACAUUUCUGUUUUUUUUUUUUUUUUUUUUUUUAGUGAGAAAAGUAACGUUAAUCGGUCAACAAAAAUAAAAUAAUCAACAAUGAUUGUUUUUUUACAAACUGUUUUUCCGGCAAAUAAAAUCCACGUUAAAAUUCGAUUUAUGACGUAUUUUACCGUAUGUGCAUACAUAAUAUAUAUAUAUACAUAUUUAUUUAUUAUUUGUCUGGUUCAUUAACGAUGUUAUUUCGGUGUAAUGCCUUUGUAUUUUUAAAAUAAUGUAUUGGCCGUUUUACGUAAGGUCGCGAAAAAUUGUCCACGCGUCUCCAAAACGUACGGUGAAAUCUCUUCAAUUAUCCCGUGAAACACCGCAGGGGUACCGCGAGAUUCUGCAAAAUAAAAUAAAUAAUAUACGAGUUGGUACGCCCUAAAAAACAUGUUAUCAACUUGAAAUCAAAUAAACACCUGCAAGCAUCAUUGUAUUAACAACAUUGUUGUACGUAUAGCUACUCAUAAUAUUGUUUAUAUGUUUAUCCUUAUUGAUAUCUGUAUCCCGCAGAAAUUACGUUAUUCACGUUUUUUUGCUAAUAGACCCAGGCAAAUAUUAUUAUCGUUUUUCUAUUCAAUCGUACUCAUGUUUUACAGAUACCGAUCAAAUACAAUUUUCAAAUAGGAUAUUUUUUCUAAAUCAAAAAAGAAUAGUAAUUUUUGAAAUACCUAAUGAUUUACAACGACAGUAGUUACUACGUCCGCCAUCGGAUGGUACUCCGAUUAUGGUCCAACAGAGUUGGUUUCACUGUACGUGAUGGAUGUUUUUUUUUUUUUUAUGAGCGUGUGCAUGUUCACAAUACACUAAAGCAUAAGUUACGCAACUACCUAUACGUCGCAUCCAUAUUUUCACGAAUAAUGAUCGUCCGAUUCCAUUCCGAAUCGUUCCUUAGGUGUAUGUGAUUUUAAAAGUAUGUAAUUUUAACCAGAAACCAAUACUUAGAAAUUGAAAAACUACGCAAAUGCAGUCUGUUUGAUAAUUUUACCUCGGUAAAAGAUUUAUUGUGGUCUUAGAAUAUAAUAUUCGAUGACCAUAUUAUAAACUAUUAUAAUCCUUAUCAGUUAUUUGCUUGCCGGGACAGUAUGUGUUUUUACUCUCGAUCUCUGGUGGUAAUAAUAACAAAAUGAUAAAUUAUUAUUAGAAUAUUACGUAUCGUAAUUAGGUGUAUGCAAUAUUCAUAUUGUUAAAAAUAAUAUACAAACACGCUAGAUAAUAUGUAAUAGUUGCAUGACCUCAAAUAAGUAUACCAUACAACGAUUAGUGUGUACGUUUUUAAACGAAACCUGCAUCAAUAUGAAUAGACGACGUUUAAUAGGUGGGCGAGUGACAGUAAUCAUCUAAAAUUAUAGCACUUUCUGUUGAUGAUUUUUGAAAUUACCUACGCGUGUAAACAUUGUUAAAAUGUUUAUAACGUUUACAAUUAAUGAACGAUCGACUAGAAAUUAUUACAUAAAACGAGGGAAAGCCGUUAUCAAGUAUGAAUCGCGCAGAAAUUCCUUCUGGUUUACUUUUUAUCACUUCUUAAUCGAUUUCUCGUUGUUUUCUUAUCGUGUGUAAUCUCUAUGUUUCACUGCUGUUGUAGUAGGUAGAUACUUAUACGCCUACUUGUUUCCUACCAAUUAUUAUUACUGUUACUCGUAUUUCGUCAUCAAUAAUGAUUAUUAUGUUAAUAACCGGGGUCUUUAGGUAGUAUUAUGUAGGCUCCUGCAAUAUUAGUUAGUAAGUUUAUAUUAUAUAUUACUGCGGGCAUUUUAUAUGACAGCGUGUAUUUUGGAAAUAUUAUGAUAGUACGUGCGAGAAAUAAAUCAACGUUAAAAUACGCUCGUGGUUCCUGUGGCUGGAUUUUAACAAAAGAUAGGUAGUAAUAUGGCUGAGGUGACAAAAGUUAUCAAAUUCGGUGUACGUGUAGGACGUUUUAAAAUUAACAACAUUUACAAAACUACCGUGCAAUAAGUUGGAAUGUUUAUAUUUUCGUUUUUUCCCCGGCUAUAAAAAUAUACCGUAUCUGCCCGGUUGAUGUUUUAAUAACUUUUUGUGCACACGGAGUUGAUAAAGAAUCCACCGCAUGUCUUGUAUAUAAUAAUUACAGAAGAAAUUAGUGUACAGCCAUACACGUAAAUUGAAAAAAUAAUUUCUGGGGCUUCGAAUUUGUUGACUAUUAAUUUGAUAAACUCCCCUCUCCCUUAAUGAAAUAUGCGGUUACGAUAUUGAUCCGGGAAAUUAACGAGAAAUUCUGUAGGAGACACACUAUGACGAAGUAUACUCCUGUUGACGGAGAUCGGGAGAGACUUAAGUGAGCUUCGCUCCCUUUAAAAAUAUUUUUAGAAUGGCAAGCUGUACAACAUGAAAUAUACAAUUUUCUCAAAAAAAUCUCACGAAUUCAUCUUAUAUUCUUCUUUGGAAUAAAAUAUAAAAAUACAAUAUUCACUUUUUCUCCCUCGUUUCUUCUUUAACCUUUUUGGGAUCGGUCAUCUCGGUCCUUACCUUUCAUUUUAAACUGACUCCUAUAUCGUGUUUAUACAUCCCAGUAGUCAUUAUAUCACUCCCAAUUUAUUUUUGGCUUUCCUACUCCAUUCGUUUCACAUUCACAUUUCGUUGAUAAAACUACUCCUACAGCAUUAUCUACCGAAUAUUCCGUUCUUACAAUAUAUCCGAACCACGACAUUCGUUACCCUAUUUUUAAUCCAUAGCUUAUUCAUCCUCUCAAGUUAUUUAUUUAAGCCCUCUAAUCUAUACUAUACUCAAAUUGUAUUCCGUUUUUCUUGUCUAUUGCCAAAUAUUGUUCACCGCAUACCAUCGCCGAUUUCACCAAUUUUUGGUAACAUUUAAUUUUCAGCCGUUGGCUUUUUGUGCUGUUUCGUGUUGAAUCAUACCUUAUUCAUUCUAUUAUGUACCGAAUUAUUAUAGUUUCAAGGUUUCGCCUUAUCCCGAACGAGUUAAUUGAACAAAUUUUAGUCAAUGACAUUUAACAACGAUGUAUAGGUACAAUAUGAAAUAUGGAGAUUACGCGAUUCUUGGCGAAAUUAACAAAAUAACGAUAUUUCGUAAAAUGGUUGCGACGUAUAGGUAUUGCAGGUGUGGGCGACCGGUUUAACGAUUUACAUAUCAUUUUUAUUUAAACCCCUCGUACAUCAGUUAAUAUCAAACGGACGAUAAACAUAAUAUUUUCCUCACAUUUGUAUAUACAUGUAUAUAUAUUAUUAUUUACGUAUAAAUUAUCGACCGCGUGGUUUGAUCGGUAGAAUUUUCGCUUGCCGCGCAUAAUAAUAUACCGUAUAACGAUGUCAACGAUAUAAUAAUAACACUGAUGUUAUAGUGUUAUAAUAUUGUUCUUCGGCCAGCUUUUGUAGCGCAUAAUAAUAUUAUAACGAACAUAGGUAGUGGUGUGUGUGUAUGUGUGUGCUGCACGUGUAGUGCGUUGUUUUUUUUUUUUUUUUUAGACAUAUUGUAAUAUAAUAUACUUAGAUGAGAAUUAACGACAAGACGUAUUACAUCCGAUUAAAAGUCGGCUAAACCACGCGCUUUACGUUAUAAUAUUUCUCUAUCUGGUUCGGGGAAUGAUAUAAUUUUCAUUUUUUUUGUUGAUUGAUAUUGUAUAUUGAUUUGGUGAACGCGCGAUACCGUUGAAAGUCAAAUAAGACGACUUUACCGGCAAAAAAUAAAACAAGCUACCUCUUCCCCCCAUACUCCCCGUUUUAUUGGGUUCGAGUUCCCUUUUCGAAUUUUUUUUUUUUUUCUGUCCCCCAGUGCAUUGGUCCGAAAGUGUAAAUUUCCCUACGAUUUGUUUUGUAAAUUCAUAAUCAGGACGGUUAUAGAUUAAGAUGCCUUCUAACUAUACUUAGGUUACGUGUUUUAACAAUAAGGUCUAGUUGACGUAUUUUUAAAAGCCAAAACAAACAGUGUAAACAUGGAAUUGGCAAUUUAUUCAUUUGUCAACAAUCAUGUAUAGUUCGUAAAUGUGUGGAAAAAAGAAAAAGCAAAGAAGAAAAAUCGGUCAUCGUGCUGUAAGACCCACAAAUCUAAUAAAAAUAAAAUAAGUUCUAUUUUUGCUACCAUGCGAUUUCCGUUUCCGAAAUUUCCUUUCCACAGCAGUAAUGGUCUCGAAAUUAUACGAUAUUGUAUUAUUGCCGGACUUGAGUUAUUCAAUAACCAUUAUAUUAUAUAAAUAUUAUUUUUGGCUUGUACAAAUAAUAUUUCGAAUCGUACUUACAUAAAAAAUUCCCGAGAAAUCCGGGAAAAUGUUUCUAUUAAUAUAUUCGUGCGUAUAUACGCCGGGUGAUUCCUUUUCCCAUAAUUUAUCCCCUCGUGGAUUUAUUUAGAAUUUAUACUUAUUUAUUCGUCUACCACGACGACGACGACGACGACGACGUAAACAGUGAACCCUACGCUCUACACUCGACUUUUGCGAGGACGUCACUAUUAAUAUUGAUUUUGCGCAAGUUUACGUGCGCUACAUACUGUAUAUUUAUGUAAUAAUAAACAUUCUCCGAAAUUUACUGAACAUUUGUCAUUUAAUGCUAUUUCAAAACUUGCCAGCAAUGUGUACAUUUUGGAACGGACAAAGUCGAAAUAGGACCGACCCAGUUGUGACUAACAUCACUUGGGCACAACCCGAGCGUCUAUCAAUUCGAAUAUUUCACAGUAAAAUGUUAAAGACGAUUCAUAUGUAUAUAUAUAUAUAGGCUACGAUAAACACUAUUUUACAAGUAUAAUUUAUUCUGAUUAAGUUAGAUAUGUAUAAAUAGAUAGUUAAGUUUAAAAAUUACAAAAAAAAAAAAAAAAUCAUUUAUUUUAUACGGAUAAUUAACGUAUUUGUUUAGGUAUACCAAAUCAAUUCGUUGAUUUGUUAUUAUAUGUAUCAGAACCGUUGCAUUCCGAACUACGAACAAUAUUUUGUUGUUAAAUUUGAAUCUCCUCGUACGCGUUUGAAUUUUACUGAACGAAAAACGAGUCCUUGUCCGGGUUAAGAGAUUUUAAAUACUUACCGUCAGUAAUUCGGCAAACAUUUUGACAUUAUCAAUGUUGGCCGUUCUUGCUAUACACUAUAUUAAGUCAUACUACAUUUUUAGUUGAAUACUUUUUAAUUUAAUUUUGUGGUACCCACGACCUUUUCUCUUCUCGCGAUUACCGCGGAACGUCAUUUUUAGAGGGAAAGAAAACUGUUACGCUCCCGUAAUCUUCAACAUUAUAAUAGGUACGCAGUAUAAUUGAAACAUAAUACUGAAUUCUCGUGAAUUAAUCGUAAAAUAAAGCUGACCGUAUUAGAGUAUAAAUUACCGCGCACUAAACAAAAAUAUUGCACGCGCCCGGUAAAUCACGAACCCGAGAUAUAUUAUAAAAUUAUGUUACUACGUGAAACUAAAGCUGGGCGAGUUCCCCAUUUAUUUUAAACUAGGUUAAAUUAAGUUAUCGUACGAAAAUAAUUAUAAAGUAAAAGUAAUUUUUAAAAUGUAAAUUAAUUUAAAUAUGUAACUAAGAUUAGUCGAAAAAAAAACUAUAGUUACCGUGAUAGGUUAUGAACGAAAUAAUUUUAUUUUUAUUUCAUUUUCCGUUAUUAAUUAUUAUUAUUUAUUUUAAAACGUGUCCGUAUAAAACACUGUCCGGCUUUGACGGUAUGCUCGUUUGGCCCUCAGGACCCAACGAGCCGCAUCAUUGACCAUAAUAAUUAUUAUCCAAUUCGUUUUGUACCGCGGAUGAGGAUUAUUUGUCGUUCGACAUUAUCGCCCCGCGUAUUUACUUCUUGACGUGACCCGAAACUGCGGCCGUCACGCUCAUUUUCCAAAGAAUUUCUCCCUCUCUCUAUAUACACACAUAUAUAUAUAUAAUAGUAUUAUACGUAUACUCUCGGUUUCUAAACUGUCCGUUAAUCGCGGUCGGAACUGUGACGAGGAAUUAAUAUUACCGAGAUUAUCGUGUUUCGGAAAACGCUUAUACGGUGCCAUCGGCGACACUCUGAGUCGUAUAUAAGCGGCCACGCGUAAACCACGUGGCACAAAGUACGCAUUUCGUUACCUAAUACUUUAAUAACGACGACGACUUAAUGGAGAUCGUUACGGAAAAUUGAACGUGUAAUAUUCAUUGGGACGCGAAAAAAAAAAAAAAAAGAUUAACCGUCUAAAUCGUUUGGGCGAAAAAUUAACUCUGAUUGUCCGGACGAAUAAUGUGCAGUGCAUGCGCGUCGCGUAGGCUGCGAGCCUUGAUCGCGUCAUAAAAUCAAAAAAAAAAAAAAAAAUAUAUACAUAAUGAAAAUAAAUCGUGAUAACAUUACAUUUUCGUUUGUCGGCAUUCGAUUUUGGGACACGUUUAUAAGAAAAAUUUAAAAUUAAAACUAAAAAUAUAAUAACAUUAAUGUUAACCUAGACGGCGCUUGUGAAUUCGCCCAAACGGUUUAAAUAAUUUUAUGAUAUUCGUUUCAACGAAAACCUCCCGGAAAAAUUAAAUAUUGUGAAUGCGGUCGGUGAAAUUAAUGCGGACAUAACGCGAACGGGUACACGUAUGUAAAAUAGCUUUUUUUUCGACACGAUUUAACACAUUUGUCGGAGUAUCAAAGGAGCAGUAGAAUAUACAACAACAAUAAAAAAAAAAAAAUAAAUAAAUAAAUAAAUAAUGAAACCCUUAUACUGCAGUAUAGGUAGUAUACACGAUUCUAAAGAAUUAAGUAUUCUGCGAUGUUGUCGUUGACGAUUUUCUUAUCAAUUACCUAUAUUUCGUCAGAAAAUAUUAUUAUUGUCCAUCAUUAUUGUCCGAACAAAUAAUUACUAUAAACUGCUGUUAAAGCGGCUCUAAGUAGUUUAUUUCCACACAUUUAAUCAUGAAUGAAGUGGAGUAAAAUAAAUACGUUUCUAGCAAACCAAUUUCUGUUUUCAAAAACUAUUUGACUUUUUUCAUUGUUUUCUGUUUUGUAGAAACGAUAUUUUCAUUUUCGUUGUAAUAGCAUUAUGCACGAGUUUAUUUUAAGAAUAGAAAUAGACUCAUCAUAUAUUUUAACUUAAGUGACUAAAUAAAAAAACGAAUAAACGUUUUCUAUUAAACAGACAACAAAUCAAAAAAUUCAAAUAUGUUUUCAAAAUUUAAACAGUGUAAGCGAUAGUGGGUGAAUUUUAUUUGUCUACAUUUUCAACGCUUUAAACUUAAAAACGUAAUAUUUGUUUAAAAAAAAAAAAACGAUCGCACCAUUUCCUAUUAAAUUAAUAUCGGUCAAUAAAUUUUUGGACUAAAAAUAGCAAAAUGUAUACUUAAAAUAUUAUUCUCUUAAAAUGUGCGAAAUUAUUUUAGGUAUGUAUAGAUAGAAAUUCAAAGUCAUCAAACGCAUUUUAGUCCAACAAACAUGUAAAAGCGUAUAGAAAUAAAAUGUAUUAAGUAUAAUAAAUAUUAUAUAUUAUACGCGUUAAUUUUGGACACUUAUAGCGGCUCUCUAUAGACCGAAUAAUUUUUUUAAAAAAAAAGAAGAGAAAUCGGAUUUGUUUUACAGACAGAUUAAAAUGAUGCAAUUUUGAAUUUCGUAAUAAAAUUUACCAUAUUAUUGUUGCGUCAGCAAAUCGUUUUUUAGAUUUGUACAUUCAUGCAGACCACCCAAAUGAAAUUGAAGAAUUAAGGAAUUAAGUUUAUACAUGCACUGUGUAAGUAUCAAGGAUGUAUAUUUGGGGAUUUCAACUUUCAACCUUCUCCUCGAAAAUUUAUAAUCUCAAAUUUUUUAUAUUUUCAUAAGAAAAACAGUGUUUUAAUUACCAAAUCAUACAAAUAAAAUAUAAUAAAUCUCUAGCAACCAUAAAUAUUUUAGAUCACUUAUGAAACAGAAUUUGAAAUAUUUUAACGGCAAUUAGUCGGAUGGAAGAUUUUUCGAUUCUAGUAACGUGCUCGGGUGUUUUUUUCUUUUAAGAUAAUUUAUUAUGUUCAUAGAGUUAACCGUGUGUAUUGUAUAUAUUGUAUAAUUAUUAAACUAUUAUUAAGCUUCUUAUUUUGUUUUUUUGAGUGUGUAACAUGGUUUGUUCGUCUAUUACGUACGUAGCUGUUGUGUUUAGUAAAUAUUUUAUUUUUAGCAGUAAUUUAGUCUAAUAAAUUAUAUAUUUUACAAGUAGUACUGCAUGCAAUAAUAAAACGCUUUUUUUGUAGUUAUUAUUUUAGUGUACCUAAAUAUUUUUUGGACUGUAAUUUUUUUUUUUUUUUUUUGUUGUUGUUUUGUGUACCCGGUACUUAGGUACUUCACUAUAUCACCUAUACAUAUUUUAAUCGUUAAAAUAUAGAUAGAGCUAUGGACAGGACGUGUCUCAUCGGAACUAUAAUAUUUUGUUUUUCUGAAAAAGAAAAAUGUAUAUCCGAUUGUUAUUGUUUUUUUUCUUUUUCUCGCUUCAAUUAUCUACAUAUUGUUAACAGCCCAAAAACGAAUAAAAUACUUAGGUACUUGAAAAUAUCAAAACAAAUAAUAAUAUUUGUAUCCUCUAGGUACUACGCGUAGUAUAAGUAAUAAUGAUAAUAAUAAUAAUAAAAUACGGCAAAACGUUAUUCGGGUUCUAAAGGAAAAGGACAAAACAAAUUCGAGUUUUCCAAUAGGUUUACAUACGUAUAUAUAGGUAGGUAGGUACUUCCUGCUGUUAAAUGGCGCGUAUGUAUUAUGGCUUCCCGCGAAGAUGUCUCAUCGUGAUUUAUGGAACCGCGUAACGGCAUAAAUUUCGUUUCUACGUUUCCGAUUGUCCGAGAGAACGGUGAGCGAUAUUGACGGAGGCACGAGCAUCAGUCGUAUUGUACUUCGCUAUUGCUUUCGCGGUAAGUAUAGGUACGUAUCUAUACCGUCGAUACAUUACUUUUCCCCCUCCCCCCCCCCGUCAUCGAAUGCAUAUAACGUCCGUAUACAUCUUUAUCCCCAGAUGACGUGCUUGCAGCGGCACACAAAUGAAGGUUUAUCGUGGUAGAUAUACAGGGAUACGCCACAGUCAAAACCGAUCAUAAUAAUAAUAAUAAUAUAUUAAUGUCACGUCUUCCGGGCAGUGGAAUUGCUUUUUUCGCCACCGGUCAAACGACGGGUGACAUGUUCAAAAGAUCGUUUACCGAGCGCGCAAAUACGCGUCUGUAUACAGGGUGGUUAUUUUAUCGUGAACCAGGAAUUAUUUAUAAUGCCACGCGUACAUACGUGGAGGUGUGUUCAAAAUGUUCCCAGACUGUUUGAAAUGCGCGCCAACGGAGCUUUGCGAAACAGUAGGACCGGUAUCACUUGUGUGACCCAUGAACACAAUAUUCGUUUUUGUAGACUUUCUAUAACCCUCGUAGUUUUGAUUUAACGGGUGUUUUUGAGAAACAUGGUUUUGUCUAUGACGAUUUUGUAAUUAACCCAAAAUAAGAGCAACCAAACGAGCUAUUUAGGGUUUAGCGAAGAUUUUUCUUUAAUUUUGAUAAUCGCGUAAUGAUACAGGCAAUGUCUAUUAUCAUGAUGAUAAUUUCAAAAGUGUGUAUUAUCAUUUAUCAAGGUCAAAAAAGUUCUUGAAAAACCUGUACUUGGAUUGGUUUAUGAUCCUUGAUGGACUUUGCUGUUAUUCGGCACAUCUACAGUGUUUCCAUUAAAUUUUUUUAACAUGAGCCAUGUAAAGUUUUCCAUUUUUCUACUUAAUAAAGAUUUUGUCAUCAGAAUAAAAAAUAAUUUCCAGCCUAUCAAAUAGCUCUUAUUUUAGAUUCACUUCAAAGUUUCUAACACACGAUAAAGAUAUUUUACUGAAAUUCCGGUUACGUAAAAACGAAAAUUAUAGAGAAUAAACAGUUAUAUAUACAUAAAGAGUUAUACUCAAGAAAAGCCAAUGAUAUUAAUCCCAUUCGUCAACUGAACAUCAGUUGGCGUGCGAAUAAAAAAAUUCGGGAAAUUUUUGAAUACAACUCGUACGUUGGACUUAAAUUGGUCAAAAAUUAGAAGAGCAACGCAAAAAUGUUAAAAUAAAAAUGUACUUCCCUUGGGAUUUAAGUUUCUGAAUUCCAUUAUUAUAUAAUAUGUCCAUAGUCACCAUUCAGGAUAAGGAAUAGGGGUGGGGGUGUCAAACUUGAAAUUCUAGACCACACUGAAUCGGAAAUUUGACGAUAAUUUAAUUUGAAUUAGGCGAAACUAAUAAUUUCUAUUUAUUUUUUUUUUUUCUAUUAAUUAUUAUUACCUUUUUUUUAUUUUCAAAUGUAUUUUUUAUGUAACAAAAGAGUAAAAAUAUUUUUUUUAAAGUCAGUCAUUUUGGCAAUAUUGGAAUCAACAAAUUUUUAAUCAUAUUCUUUCAUCGAUUUUUGUUAACGCAAAGUCAGUUCCAUAUCGGUAUGAUAAAUUAUAACGCUAUUUAUUCGAAAAAAAGGAACGUAUGUCCCUUCGCCUAUCUGCAAUUCAAGGACUGCAUAAACGAUUUCGUUUAAAUUUAAUCUCGGCUUUUUGUAAUAAUUUAUAAAAUUGUCUUCAUGAUCUCUUACAAUAUUUUUAAAAUCAUCGCCUUUUUUUCUGUUUAAGACGAGCAUAUCGAUUAUGUAUCGAUUUUCAAAUAACAACUCGCAUUUGUAACAGAAUCCUCACGAGCCUAAAUGUUAAGUAUAAUGCAACUUUUAACCUUUUAAUUUUCACUAAAUAAACUUAAUAACUAAUGGGUUUAUUUUAAAUUAUAUCACAUUAAGUUAAUUUCAAUAUCGUUUAAUUUUAACACAUUAUUUAGUAUUUUCGAUCAAUAACAUGUGCAGAAUUACGAGUUUGAAAUAAGUGUGAUUUAAUAUUCCCAAAACAAACCUACAGCUGUGUUUGAUGUUAAUCGUGAAUGUUUUCAAACAAUAACAAAAUGUAUGCAUUAAACGUUUUAACUGUGGGUCAUGACAAUUUUACAAAAACAAAAAUCUAUAAUUACUUAGACUAAUAAGUUAAUUAAAUUUUCAAAUUAACUUUAUUAAUACAAAUAUGAUAUUUUAAUGUCUUGACUCUUUAGCUCUUUUUUUUUUUUUUUAAUUAACCUAAUCAAGUUUAUAUUAUUUAUUAAUUCGCCUGGGUUCUGUUUUUAAAUUCUUGCAGUUUCCAAAAAAGAAUUUUCGUAUAAAUUCGUGAUUACACAAUCACCCUGUAUGAAUAUUAUUAGACACAGUACUUAGACACAUGCACAAACGUGAAUAUAUUUCCUAUGUUAUAAUCGUAAAGUGCAAAACAGCAUAUAGGUAAUACAAUAUUAAACGCGUAGGUAAUGUCCCGCAGGUUGGUAUGAAAACACUUUGGACCAUUAAAAAGCAAUUCAAUUAUUUAACUUACAACGCGAUAUCAAACGGUCUUGGUGUAGUUGUUUUUUUUAUAGUUUUUUUUUUUCCUAUCAACUCUAUUCGCGUUUUUGAAACAAACAGUCCACUUCAAGUGUACACUACAACUGCAUCGUAACGGGGGCAAGACACUCGGAAAAUCGUUAAUCGUUUUCCGUACAGAAAUGUUAUUGCGGUAUAACAUACUAGUAGGAUACUGCAUAUUAUAUACGAGUACUUGUUUCAUUUUAAUUUUUUUCCAAUGGGAUUUAGUUCAUAAAAACAACCCACUACAAUCAUUAUUAAAAUUAAAUGUUUAAUAUAUGCCUACCGAUGUUAUUAUGCGCAAUAAAUCGAAUUCAAACGAAAUAUUCCCUCGAUCGCCCUUUAAAAUACGUCCGGCAAAACCUAUGCAUUUACAUAUAAUAAAUUAUUACCCUUUGACAAAAACAAUACCUACCUACUCUAGAUUUUGCGCAAUAUCCAAUGUACACAACACUGACGGAUACAUUUUUACGGCGCCCUCUAUGGUGGGCAAAAUCACUUAUUUAGAUGUGCACCUAUAUGAACAAAUUUAAUACAAAUUAUUAUUAUUAGGGAGCUUUUAGUAAAUAAUAUAAAAUUUUUGAAUGGCCCCGUAACCGCAUUCUCAUAAAUUCGCCCUGCAUCCCCCCUCCUCCUAACAUAUAUUUAAGUCGUAUUUUAUGGUUAUCAUAUUAUUAUUGUUUAACAACACGUCAGUACGCAAUAGCACAAAAACCGCUUUUACAAGACAAUACGAUAUUUUGUUUUACAUUGAAAACCAUUUAACAUUUUCACACAAAACACAUUUCUUUUUUUAUUUUAAUGACCUAUAUUUUAUUGUCUUUUCAGUUCAUAAUAUUAUUUGUCCCCGAUGUAGCACGUCCGUAGCUCUUCUUUAUUCCAUUUUCUAUUUUUUUUUUCUGAUUUAUUUAUUUUUUUUUCACUGAACCAAUGAAAAAUUCAUAAGAUUCGUUUUGCAGGUAGACCUGAGGCACAUGGAUGAGAUACCCGGUUCGAAUGUGGUCGAAGUCGGAGUGGAUCUCUCAGAAUUUUACAUGUCGGUCGAAUGGGACAUACUGGAAGUACCGGCGGUCAGGUAACAACUAUACUACUAUGCGCUAUGUUAAAAAUAAUAAUUGAAAAAGUGUAAACAAAUUGUAAAAAAAUAAAAAUUAAAAAUAAAAUAUAAACCUCAUCUUUCGCGAACGCGUCGCCGUGGCUCGGUUUCUCUGAAAGGACUCUCAUAAAUUAUUCAACGUUAUGAUCCGUUGUGUGUGUGUAGGAGAGGGACUGCUGCCACUUUCGUAUAGGUCAAAAACUCUACAGUGUAUACUGUAUAAUAUAUAGUUAUAUAUGUUUAACGAUCAAACGAUAAAGAAGAGUUUCUCGUUAAAAAGCGAAUGAAUUUUUUUUUUUAUGUAUUACUUUUCUAUAUAAGGCCGGUUUAUAUAAAUCCACUACUACGGUAUUGUUCUAAAACCCUGCGUGAAUAGAUUUUGUUAAACAUAAAUUAAUACUAAAGUGCACGCGUAUGUAUAAUAUAAGGAGAACAUGAAAAAAAAAAAAACCAAAAAUGUUAAAAACAGGAUUUUUCAGUUUUUUUUACAUACUUCAAAAAUAAAAAAAUAAGAAAAAAAUAAAGAUAGAGAAUAAUUCAUUUUAAAGAGGGUAUGCGGUUAUUACUAUUAUUAUUAUUUUUAUAUAUACAUACACAGGUGUAUUAUAAUCUAUAUGACAUGGGUACUUAAAACUUUUUCAAGGAUCGCGGCUAACUUAGAUUUUGCCUCUCGAAUAUAUAAUAUUAUUAUUUUUUAAUUUGAAUAAAAACAUUAUUUGUAAUAAUAUACGUGUAAUAGAUAGGUAGAUUAAAAUGAACAUCACAUUAAAAAGAAAAAAAAAUAUACUCUAUUUUAUACUCUGUGUAUUUGGAGGGCCUGAAAAAUAAGAAACAAAAUAAAUUUACAAACGAAAAUCUUCCAGAAUUAGUAUUUUUAUUCUGAACAUUCGGAGUUUAGCAAGAAAUGUAAUGCUUUUAUUAAGAUGGAUGCGAUUUUUUUUUUGUGGCCGGCUGAUUUUCUAUCUGAAAUCUUUUUUUAAUCAAAACAUAACAAUGAAGCUUUUAGUAGAACUUAAAAUCUAAAUAGCACACUGUAGAGAUGAUUUCCUGAUUUUUCGUGUCAUUUUUAUUAUGGUUUUGAAAAUCCGGGAAAAAUUAAUAUAGGAAAAAAUGUACAGAAAUAAAAGUUUCAUUAUUCCGAUUUUACAUUAGUACUGAAAAUCUGACUUCGAAUUUUAACACUUUCAUUGGUAAGUACCAAAAUCACAAAAACUUGUCCUGUGCCGAAGAUUUUCGAAAUAAUUAAAACAUUUAAAGUGAUUUAAAAUAUAACACAUAGAGAAAUAUAUAAUUUAUAAUAUCUUUUUUAAUAUGUGUGACAUCACAAUUCUGAAAAUACCGUUGAAUUCAGGAGGACGUGUAGAUCAUAUCACAGCCGAUAACAAAUCUCCCGCUUUAUUUUGUACAAGUUAAAUUUGAUUGCCCGCAUAUAUGCAUGCAUAACACAUACGGAACGUUUUUGUUGCCCGCAAACAUAUAGUUAAUUUAGUACACAUAGAUGGCCAUUUUUAAUUUUCUUAAUAAUUGGGAAAUAAUAGAGAACACUGGAAAGUUUACGGAAAUAGCGGCUUUAGAAUUUUCGAUUUUGUUUUUUCUAUUGUAAUUCGGUUAGAAAUAAUCGAAGGCACCUGUUAAUAUACCACAUAUUAAUAUUAGUUUCUUCUUGAUGUGGUAAAAUGUUCAAAAAAUCCUGUCAAAUGUUGAGGUAUUUACAAAUAUUUAUCAUUUGUCAGUUAUUUUAAAAUAAUUAUUUGGUUUUAUGUGGAUAAAACAGCUUUGGCGAAGUACCGGUAAUUUUGCACAUGGUUCGUAAUAAGUUUAACAAGUGGAAAACAAAAAAAUUGAUCAUAUUGUAGUAGUUUUUUUUUUUUUUUAAGAGUUUUAUGAUUUCAAAACAUAUUCAACCGAAAUUCGUCCGGAGUCUUCUUUUGUUUGCAAAGAUCUAUUCGCACAACAACGGCCUAUAAAUUAAAUAACUUUAUGUAUUCUAUCUUUCAAAUUUUUCACCUACAGCAAUACCACACCCGUCAGCAGUGUUAGAUAUUUUUUUGUAUAUUUAUACAGGUUGAUUCACUAAGCGUGCUCAACUCAUUUUUGUGGUUAAAUUUUGCAUGGAGUUGAAAUAGGGGAAUAGUAAUAGAGCAUUAAUAUAGUGCCGCGUACCGUGCCGCUACACAAAUGAUACUCCGCUACUCUCUCCCUAACAAAAGUUAAAAGUGAAGUAUCUCGUUAACGGGUCGACGGAUACCAUAAAUUCUAACACCAAAAGUUAUUUAAAAUUUAACGUCAUCUAUUUAUGGAAUUUUAAAUAUAGGUUCUCGUUUGAAAAACCAAAGUUGGCAUCGCCACAGGAUACUCUUCAAAUGUAAUGGAAAAUCUAUGUAUUCAAAAAUAUCGGCUUUAUUACACUUGGAAAUUCCAAAAAUUUAGAAUUUGGCAUUUGGCUGUACGCAACUUUUUACCAAAAAAAAAAAAAAAUGGGGUGAGCAUGCUUAGUGAAUCACAUACAUUAUACAUGUAUUUAUUUCAGAUUAUGAACUACUAACACCCUCGUUGCAUUAAAUUUGCGUAUAGAAUAUUGAUAACUUUCAGGUUAUUUGCAGGUAGGUAUUUAACAGAAAUUUUACUAUAGACAAGUUAAUUUUUGAAUUUAGAACUCUAUUAUAUAUAUAAAAUAAAUUGUACCAUCGAUUAUAUUCUACAUAAUAAUAGCCGCGUAUUGUAUGCAUUCGCGCAUUCCCAUCACACGAGAUAAGAAAAUGAAUAAUAUGAAACUCACGAUGCCGUAUUUUCUCUCCGCUGUCUUUUACACAAUACCUAAAUAAUAUAACUUCAUUCCGGUCCGUUGAAUUUCGUAUCUCGUGAAAACUUGAAAAAACAAAAUAAUAUAUCUUUGGUAUCAAGGAUGAAGGCCUUAAGUCAAUUGUCGGCAUUUGUUUUAUUUUAUAUAAUUUAGUCUUUUGUUAAUUGUUUCCCUUUAUAUUUUGGUUAAAAUGGUCUAAAUAUAUAUUCUAACCAAUAUUUUACUGAAAUUGAAUAGUCCUUAAUCAUUAUGAUGAAUUUUUUCGUUUGGCGAAAAAGACUUAAGUAAUAUAAUGACUUGAAUUUUACGAAUUAAGCCCUUUAGAAUAAUCAUUUAAGUUAGGCCAUUUGGCGGUUUAGAAGUUAAACAAUUGACAUAAUACAAUUUUAAAAGGGAAGAAAGAAAAAAAAACAUCUUAGUAAAAUCAAUAGCUCCUUCAAUACGCUCGGAAUCUAAAAUUGAAUUUGGUUGUAUUGGAAAUUAUACAAUAUUGACUUGAUUUCCUUUUUUCCAGGUCCAAAAAUGUAUUAUGAUAAUAUUGAAUUAGCAAAAACGAUAAUUAUUACUGGAUAUAUAUAUAUUAAAAUACUGAGUGCAUUAUUAUGGCUGGCGACUGAAUGUCGACGAAAAUAAAAUCGGUAAAAAAAGUGCCUACCUACAUAAAUUAUAUCUACUAUGCUACUUGCUAUACCUACCAAAAAAAAAAAAAAAAGAUCAUUAUUUCUCCCUAGUAUACUUGCUUUUUAUUAGAUGGUAUUCAUUUUCGAGUGUUUGUCAAGAAAUCAAUUAAUGCAACUCUUUAAAGCGCUAACACGCGAUUUGCAUAUUAGUAUGAAAUAUUAUUGAUAUCUGAUCUGACAAACGUGCAUAGUGAUUAUUUUAUAACGAACCAGCGAUUUGAUGUAUGGCAAUUUUCGAGUAGGUAAAUUUGAUUUUGUUUUUUUUAGUCAUUAUAUUAUGGAUAUCGUUACAGAUAUAUUAAGCAACUAAAUGAACUAGAGUUAAAUCCGUUGUUUGACAGUCAAAAAGUCAAAUUUUAUUGAUCAACCCAUGAAAUAUCGAUUGUUGUUUACAUGAUUGUAUUAAUAUCAAUACACGUAUUUAAAACAAAAUUCCUGUAUUGGUAUGUUUCUUUAAAAAUACUUUAUCGGUGAGUAAAAAUGCUCCGAAUUAAUCGCACUGUAUCAUGAAAAUUCCGCUUUGCGGUUCUUAAUUAGAAACAGGUUUUAUCAGAAAUAAAAAAUAAAAAAACCAAUAGUUAUCGUUACGUUUAUUUUUGUUGAUUUCUGGGUUACGUUGACAGGGCGCCCCGAGUCAAAAACCUUUCGAAAGCAUUGAUUUAUUCCAAAUCAUAUACAUAACUGGUUCAACCCUUUUUUCUCAUAUUAGACACUUUCCCCGAAAAUAUCGGGUCAAAUAUCGGUUUUUGACAAAAACCUCGAUAUCAAAUGGCUCUUCCAAUAUUCUCAAUACCAGGUGGUAUACGCGAUACCGGCUAUUGUCGGUACUCACCGGCAGUUUGUAUGUAAUCGGUCAUUACUAAUAACUAACGAGAGUACAAUUUUGAAAAUAAUAUAUGGGUACACUAUAUAUGUGUUCACCUAUACAUCAAACGACUGAAUAAACACAGAUCAAAUCUGCUCGAAAUAAUCGUAAGUUAAUCGUUACGGUAUACCUGUAUUGUGUAUUCACGAUUAACGAUCGCCCCGUACUCUACUUUAAUAUUACCGGGUACGGAUAUUUUCGAAUCGAUGUGAUAAACCGACGAUAAUAUUUUCUACGUACACUGUAUAAUAGGUACCUACGGUUGUAAUUCACACACGCGCCUUUCGGAAUUUACUAUAACGUAUAAUAUAGGCUAUUGUGCGCGCGAAAACCCUCCGGUGCAUAUAAAUCGUGACGAUAUAAUAUAUAUAUGUAUACAUAUACACGUAUUUUUUUUAUUAUUUUUUUUUUUCCAGUAACCCACCGCCUGCACCAUGUGUGUUGUAAUCGGUGGCGAUAAAUAAUACCGCGCGAUAAUAUUAUAUUUCGGGUGGAAACGGGGGAAAAAAAAAAAAAUACGGCCCAAGUCGACCGAGAACAGUUUCACGCGCACGCGCGUCCGUUUUUUGAAAAAACAACGUUUUGCGACUGCGAAACGAACAAACAAACAAAAAAAAAAAACCCGCGAUCAAAUCCGAGGACGUCUCGGACGAUAAACCGAAAUCUAGCCGUAUAAAACACCCUACCGACUGCCGUUAUACUGAAAUAUUACAUUGUAUUCUAAUAUACGUGUCGUAUACAGUCGAAUAGUAUUAUAAUACUCAUCGCGACAUUGCUCAUACAUAAUAUUAUGUGCACGAAAAAUCGCGUAUGUGAGAAUUGUAUUUUUAUAACAGCCAUUCGACCUUCAUCCGGAAGAAAAUUCUCUGAUUUUAGAUCCUGAGUGGAGCGAAAAAGCUUACGGUUUUACAAAGAUGUUUAUUAUUUUUGUUCUGUUGCGGACGACUUUUCAACCAGAAAUCUUGCUCGGACUUAUGUAACAAUUAUUUUUUUGGAAGGAAAUCGGUGUGGGGAGGUACAUUAGAGAGGUUUUUUUUUUGAUUUUCUAAUGAGUUUUCCCAGCAAAUGUGAAAAACCGGGAAAAACCACGGGAAAACGAUUCUGAGCGAAGUUCGGUUAUACGUCGUAUCUUUUUUUGUCUUUAAGAUUUUCGUCAAAAUUUUAUAUUGAAAUUCUAUAUUACACUUGAUUUUUUUUAUCACUAAGUCGUACAACUGAUAAUGAACCUCCUGUUAAACUUUCAAGUAUUUUUGUUUGAUCCAACGACUUUACCCACAGAGUACCUACCGAAUAAAGAUUGCUUAAAAAACUCGAAAAAAUAUAAAAAGUCUAAAAAUAGCUUAAAAAAUGGCUUUAAACCUUUUGAACAUUUUAUUAUACCUAGAAAAGUAAAUAUGAGUUUUGUGUUCCAAUUUCAAGUUUUUACGAAUAUAUUUAACUGAAUAACCACAAAAAAAAACAAAAUUUAAAAUAAUACAUUUUCUACAUUUUCUUGUUUUUUCCAAAUUGCAUGAAAAACCCGUAGAACUUCAUAAAACGACCUUCCUAUUAUACUAUCUAGAUGAAACGUUUGACCUAACCUAACCGCCCGUAGUUAAUUGGAUAAAAGGGGAGUGUGGGGCAAGUCCAGAGACGUAGUAUUCAGCAGAUAUUAACUAGAUUAUUGUAGUCACUUGUCUUUUAUAGUUUUAAAAAAUGUCAAAAAUCGUUAUUAUAAUCAAAACCGAACAAAAUAUGAAGCCAUUGUCAGUCUGCUCAUAGACAAGUUUUUUUAAGAAGAAUGAACGUAUUAUUUUUUUUUUUAAAACAUAUACACAUUAACAAUUAUAAUCAAGGGCGUGCUUAUGAAGUUGGAGGGAUAAGAGUGUUACAUGAUCUUCGUUAAACUUUUUUUUUUUUAAUAUUAAUUCAAUUAUUCAUAACAAAUUUCCUGUAAUUUUUGUAUUGUUAUUUUUAGAGUAUAAGGAAGAAAAUAUUGGUUUUAUAAUGUGUAUUAUUUUUUUUUAUCUGUGAACGACUCAUCCACCAAACAUAUUACUCCGGUUUUCAAAUGAAGUAGCUUAUCUGAAAUAAAUUUUAUUUUGGUAGUCCACUUUAAUAUUUAUUUGAUUUUCCGAGCGUUUUUCUUAAUCAUUUGAAAAAACUUAGAAAAACUGGAAAGUUUACAUACAAAAGAAACUUCGUUUCGAAUCAUUUUUCGUUAGCAAUGGUUUAUCGUUUAAAAUUGCAUUCCCUUUUAUAUCAUACGUUUACAAUUUUUCACCCACAAAAGUGGCCCGAAAUAUGUCCGUCUUUUAUUUCUUUUUUUUUAUUGAUAUUUGGUAAGAAUAUAUUCUUUGAAAUUGUGAAAUUGUAUUGUUCGAUGGCGUAGAUACCGAGUGUUAUAACAAUUUCUACCUGAAAUUACUCUAAACGAUUUUAUAUCCGUGACUAAAGUAACGUUCAGAUCACCUUUAUUACGAACCCGCCGAACACGUCACCGAUUGUAAUUAUAAAACGGGUCCGAAAUUCAGUAUUUACAUGGUCGUCAGUUCGCGGCGCAUUUCUCGCUUACGACUUUAGUACGAGCGCGUAAUAAAAAAAAAAAUCCCACCCUGAAAAUAUAACAGUAAUAAUAAUAAUAUCAUAACGAUACAUCAUAUUGCGGAAAACAAAAAGUCGACCGUCGCAUUAUUCUUUUAUAAUAAUAUAAUAUUAUAUAUAUAAUCCGAUAACAGCUUCGGUCCGUGAAUCGGGUUUUCGAAAUUGGAUUACGCCAUACUAUAUACGUAUAUAUAUGUACUCCAAACCGUGCAUACAAAUGAGCUUUUAAACCGCGGGCCUGGAUCUAUCCUCGUCUCCUCGGCGGCACGCAUAAUUGAAACACGAUAUAAAAUAAACACGGGACAAUGCAUUAUACGCAUUAAAAUAUUGUCGCACUUAUAACGUUCGUUUUCGGGGUAUAAUACGAAUAAAGAUUAAUGUUUCGUGUGUGUAUUGUUGUUGUUUUUUUUCUUUUUUUUAGGAACGAAAAAAUCUACCCGUGUUGCGACGAACCGUAUUUGGACAUAACGUUCAACAUCACCAUGCGCAGGAAGACGCUGUUCUACACCGUAAACAUAAUUAUACCUUGCAUGGGCAUAUCGUUCCUCACGGUGCUGACUUUCUAUUUGCCGUCGGACAGCGGCGAAAAAGUAAGUAUAUUAUUGCUAUGUAUGUAGUAUGAAUAAGAAAUUUUAUCGGUUCUCACGAAAAAAAAAAAAGCUCCCGUCACGGGCACGUAGCUAUAACGAGGGGCCUGGGUGGCCUGGCCCACGUCUCGAGUCGUCUUGCACACUUCGUCUGUGUACUUCUUCGUCUGUUUUUUACCAAUAUUUUCUGUUAAAUAAAAAAAAAAAUAAAAUACAAGUAUACUACUUGUAAAACAUAAAAUUUGAAACUAUCCAAGUCAUCAUGUUGUAGACUUAUUGUCUCUUACAGGGUAUAAACAAGUGCAGUAUAAAGUAAGUAAUAUUGUUGGGCCAAAAAUAUAUCGGCCUACCUAAGGAAAAUUUUCUGGCUACGUGCCUGAAAUAUUCAACUACCCUAUCCCUUACACCUAAUUAAAUUUGAAAUACUAUUUGUUUACUUCUUUGGCUCUUUGAAGUUACAUCUUUGUAUUUCCCUUUCGUCUGUGUUUCGAUUAAUUAUGCAAUAGCAUUAUAAUUAAUUAUAACCAAUAGUAGUUUUCGAUAAUUUUUUAUUUUAUACAAUUAUAUUUGUUGUCAUUAUGACAACAAAUAAAAACAUAAGUCGAUUAUGGACUGCGAAUUCAUAAAAAUAAUUCGACGAUUAUAAAAAUAGUGAUAUACAGUAUAGAUGAGUCGUUUUCAACACACAGACGAAUUUUGUUAUGCGUAUAUCCUUUGAAUGGAUGUCUUUAAAUGGACGACCGAGGUUUUGUAUUAGUUUUGGUUUGUCUAUAAAAUUUCAUAAGGAAAUAAUAUUUUAUUGAUCACAAGGCGGUGGCAAUAAGGAUAAAGGAAGGAUAUUCAGGUACAUGUAUACUGUAUGACAUACAUGGCGAUUAUUUUGUCACGGACCAAAAACAUAUUAUAUAAUCUGUACAAACGUUCAUUUUGUGUCAACGUUUACGUUGAUUUUAUCUUUUCGUUCAUUAAUCAUUUGGCGAAUUGGGCAAUUUUUAAAUGAUCUUAUUCCCAAUAUUUUAAAAAUGUUACCAUUAUUUUGUAUAUCAAAAGGCAAAAACACAAUUUAACUAUUAGUUUUCAAUUACAAAUCCUCAAUUUUCAACUCAGAAUAUUUGUUUUCAAUAUUUUAAUAAUUAAAAUUAAACUUUGAACAGUUUUCAAGUGUUUACACUUUGUAACAGGUCCACAUGAGUAGUACGAAAUGGUUAUAAAUUGUAUACCUAUCUUACAUUCUUAACCUUAUUAUAUAUUUUAACAUUACCUAACAUAAUCGUAUUCAGAUCAUAAUCAGAUUCUUAACCUACCAUACUUAACUGUCCACCAGUAUUCCAUAUUACUGCAAACUGUUUCCGUAUAGAUUUUAAACUGAGAUCUGUGAUAACUCAUAAAUGGCAUACCAAUGUUAUGCACAUGAAAAUGCUAAGAAAACUAUUCUUUUUUUCAAAUGCGAAUAUUAUACGGAAAGUUUGACAAAUUUGAAGAUUUUAGAAAUUUGUAUGAAAAUUUACAUAGCAAAGUAUAAGUUAGGUUAGACUUGCCUAAGACUGUCAGGGGCGUCGUAUAUUUUGUAAAAAAACAAAUUCCUCGUGGAAAAAACACUCACGCCCUAUACAAUAGUUAGAUUUUGAUAUAAUAUUUAUUUUUUACUUUUUGUAGAACGUAUGUAACUCAGAUUCUCAAAAUAAAAAUUUCCAAGAAAUUGUAUUAAGUAUUUAAUUAUUUUUUGGAAAAAUUCCAAUUUUUGUUAUUUAUUAACCUUUUUGGUUUUAAAUUUUUCAAAAUUAAAGACAAUUCAAAAAACUGUCUCCGACAGCACUAAGUCAAUUUCGUUUAGUUUUCAAUACGAGUAAAUUUAGUUUUGAAAACACAUAUUGUCCUACACUUGCUUAAAACUAUAUACAGUUACGAGUAUAUCGUUUAGUACAAAAAAAAUGGGGGGGGACAAAAUUACAUAACACAUAAUUAUAAAAAAACAAUUUUUCCUCGAGACCAAAGACCGAAGACCUUGAUAUAUACCUUGAUAGACGUGGUUUUGACGCAACUGAUACACGCGUGUCAUCGAUCCGGUUACGACGACAACGCUGACAAAAGAUUUUAUAAUAUUAUUGCGGUCCAAACGGCGACCGGAAAGAGAGAAAUGGAAAAAGGAAACGUGACCCAACCCGCGAAAUCACUUACGAAAAGUUUCGCAUUCGGCCUUAAGUUUUUUAAAACGGCUUGGCUGUUAUAACGGUAUAAUAUAAAUAGAUUGCAUUAUAAUAAUAAUAAACUAUUAAGUGGAGUAAGUUAAUUUACGAUUUUGUGCGUGUGUCUGUCUGUCCGGUCCGUCUGUAUGCGUUUCAUCUAUCAAACGAUUGCAAAUUUCGGGAUGCAGUUUUCAUUGAAUAAUUUGUUUGGCUAUAAAGAAAGUUUCUAUCAAUUUUCAGUUCAGUCGGUAUAAAAAAAAAUAAUCCCUAAAAAGCCGUUGUUUUGCAUAUUAUAUUAUACUAUUCGUGUGUAUAUGAAUUUAUAUCAACUAAUGAUUUGUUUAAACGAAAAAACCACUGUGAACAAAAAAAAUGUUCAAAGAAUAAUAUUAUUUGUAAGAAAAAUGAAUUAGUUCUUGAUUGUCUUUUGUUUUGUUCAAUGAAUUGUUAAACCCUGGGAGCUUACGUUUGUUAUGUGGAUACACUGAUUUGUAUCUUUUUAUUAUUAUUAGGGGUGGAGGGAAGUGGACCGAUGAACAAACCCAAGCUCGAUAUCGAUGGUAUCGGUUUGUUUGUUUUAUUUUUAUUUUUUCCAAAGCAGAUAUUAUUGGAGAAAAAUUGUAUUAAGUCUUUAAAAUAUAAAAAAAAUCAUUACAAAAAAAUCGGGUUUUCAGUCUAAAUAUUGGUCAAUUUCCAUAUCAUCUCGUGGUUUUUGAAAUCACAUAUCUACAGAUAUCCGGUGUCAGCAGCAUAUUAUAUCGGAAUACCGGUAAUAGUGGUACCUGUCAGCCCAUCUCAAAUUCAUUAUUAAGUAUCGUAAACCGUCGGUGUACACAUACGUGCGUACUACGUAUCAUGUAUGCGUGUAUAGUAUAGUCUGUGAAUUUAGGUGACUAUUUAUAUUAUUAUUUUUUUUUUUUUUAAUAAGUCAAGUGUUGUGUUGACUUUCCUUUUGCGUUUAUGUUUUCCCUCUCGCUCCAUACAACGGAUUUGCACAAAACGUCAUAAUUGUAUUAUUGUUCUUAUUAUUUUGUAAUACCGUCCACUCUGUACUACUCUGUAAAAACAGAAUUCAUAGUUGUUCAACGAUAAAUAUUCAAAUAAAAUAUUAUUUCAAAAAUAAAACCUGCAAUCCACGUACAGUAACAUAACAAGACUAACAAUAAUAUUAUUAUUAUUUAUUUAAAACAUUGUAUUUAUUGUUAUAAAAGAAGUAAUGACAACGAGUAUCUGUUUACAGUAUAUAAUUAUUAUUAUUAUUUUGUUUGUACUAAACAAUUAAAGUAUCAAUUAUUUCUCGUACAAUAAUUAAAAAAAAAAAUCGUAUGAUAGUUAUAUGUACUCGUAAAUAAAAAAAAAAAGUUCGUAUUGUUAAACACGUAAUAGUACACACAUAUAUCGUAAAAAUAUUUACAUUCGACCAUCGCAUUUUAGUCUGUCACAGAUGUUGACCAUUUAUAAAUAAUACAAGAUUAUUAUUUUUUUUUUAGUACGAACCAGCUAUUAUAUUUUUUUUAUUUUUAGAAAAAAUAUGCUCUUUUCAAAUGUGAGUUUAAAAAAUAUUGUUUGCAAACUGAAAACCGAUAAUUGCAUGUAGAAAAAGAAUAUGCUCAUGAAAACUAUACGAAAUUUUAAAAUAAAUAGCUGGUUGCCAAUUAAAUUCCUUCUUUUUUAAUAUUAUAAACAGAAUUUCUGAGAAAUUCUUUUAAAAACCAAAGAAAUAAAACAAAUUCAAUUUGACGUGUAAUUUCGUUUCAAUGAUAUCUUUAUUGCAGUUAUCCAUUGUAGCCAAGUAGUAGUUUAUAGUUUAAAAUAAACAAUUUAAUUUUUUAUUUUAUUAUUUCAUACAUUUCACCAAGGUAACUUCGAAAUAUAAUAAAUAAAAAAAAAUUCAAUUUUUCAUACUAUGCAUCGUGUAUGUCAUCGUGUCUUUAGGGUUUGACAUUUUGACAUUUUAAAAUCCAACUUCCAGAAGCACACAAACCCGUUAAUCCGAUUCUGUACAAAAAAUAUUCUUAGAUCUCUUCGUACGAUAGGUUCAGCUGUGGUUCGCACACACACUGCAUCACAAAGACAUUGACUUUUCUUAUUAGCGAUAAGUAACGUCAUUAAAACAAAUCUUUAACGAUUGAAAAAAAAAAACCAAAAUUAAAUUCAAAACAAUUCUUUGUAACAAUAAUAUUUAUAAUCUAUUUGUCUAUAAACACAGUAAUAAUAUAUUGAUAAUAUUACAAAAAAAAAUUAAACAUAUUGACAUUUCCCCAAAAAGCAUAACUUGUGAUAAGGUACAGUGAGUUUAUUGUAAAUAUAUGUAAUAUCGCUAUUUUAUGAUAAAAGAUGAUAAGGAAAAUAAGGACCUAGCUUAUCCAAUUUCUAGAUUCACAAAGAAAGAAGUUCUAACAAACCAAAAAAAUAUAAAAUAAAAUAAGUCAAAAAAAUGUUUACUCAAAUAGAUGAUGAAAGUAAGACAAGUAAACACAGCCCUCUCCCCAAAUGAAGUCUAAAUAAUCAACUCAAGUGACAAUACAUAGAUAACAAUUAUGUUUAUUUUGUGUCACGUGAAAUGAGACCUUAGUUCUCUCAAAAUUAAACUUUGAUAGCUUUAAACUAAACGGCUGUUUCGUGUCUGUUUAUGAAUUAAUAUUUUAGUUUUGGUAUCAUAAUAUUGAUUUUCGUAAUAUUAUCACCUGGCGUCGAGUAUAUUAAAUUGAGAAAAUUUAAAAUAUUGUAAUUUUUUUCUUUUGUGUUAAUUCAUAUAAACGUCCAAUAAAAUAACUAUGUGACACUAUAAUAUAAUAGUACUGCGUAAACCUAAAAUGAAGAUACGUAAUAAAUUAUUACUUUCUUCAAAUUAAUGCGAAGGAAGUUGUUAAGAUUAACAAAUUUUAAUUGAAGAUGUAAUCAGUAAUGAGUUGGUUGUUCAGAAAAUAUAAUAACAAUGAUUAAAUGUCUACUCCUGUGCGCAUUGUAUUCGAUACCGUAUAACUCGUAUACGACUAUACUAAACGACGACCAGUCCAUUCCUUUAACUCUGGACUAAUAAUUAUCAGAAAUGUGAGAACUAUAAGUUCAUUUUUAUUAUUACUGUGCGAGGUCCUCAAAUAAUAAUAAUAAUAAUUGUAAAUUUAAAAAACCCAACUUUUAAUUGCUGAUUGAAUAGGAGCCAAAAACUGAUGAAACUUUACCUGAUAGUUCACCUAGGGAGUAUAGUUUUAUCUAGGGAAAUUUCAUUAGGAGGAAGGGGUUAAAUAUCACCACGUCCAAUUUUUCGAGUUAAAACCGAUGUUCAUCGGACACUGUAUAAGAAUAGAAACUCGCAGAUUCAACGGCAGUGGAUGGUUUACGAAAAUCGAUGGACCACGUGAUUUAUGAUAAUGUCUCUAGACCUCUGCAGACAAGCCGAGCGAUAACUAUGCACCACGUCAUGUCAGCGUGUAUAUUAAUAAAUAGAUUAUUAUGUCGGAAAAUGGAUUGUCGUGUUAUUAUUUACCGAAAAAUUUCCGGCCCGUUGAGGAUAAAACGCGUACACGAGGAAUAAAAGGGGAAAAUAUAAAAUAAAAUAUUUUAUCGCUCAACGGCAGUAAUUUUAUUGUAAAAUUAUAAUGUAGGUACGCUUUUACAGGAAUCGUUGUCGUUUUAUUGUAUGUAUAAUUAAUUUAAACAUAGACGCAUACGCAUUAAACUAUGGAUCAAAAUGCAGUAAAAAAAUAAAAAGUUAUAUCGUUUUUUAGAAAGAAAAAAAAAUGUAAACAUUGACAAGGUACUCAGGGUUAAAGAUUUUUCUAGGCGAGCAUUGAUUAUUGCAGCCAAUACCCAACAGAGUAUAUCAUAACAACAUUAUGUAGUAUAAAAUACAUUGGAAACCUCGAUUCAGUUCAUGAUGAAUAAUAUGCGUGAUGCUGUGGUUGCUUACAUUGCUGGAAACGCAUGCAAUCUGAACGGUUUUCUAUAAGCUGACGAAGGAGUUCAUCAUAACUAAGUAUAUGACUUUAUGAAAUAAUAUUCCGCGUUGGAUAUUUAUUACAUUAUUAUAUUACAUCCGAGAACAUGGUGGCAAGAGGAUGAGGCAGGAUGAGCAGAAAUAAUAGGAAAUAAUAACCGUAAUUUAGCCGUUUAAAAUGAUAUAUAGUAGGUACAGAAAAUAACAUCGUUUCGUAAAAUAUGGAAGGAAAACAAUAUUAUUAUUUUAAACUCGGCAGUGGCGGAUUGAACAGAUGAACAAUAAUAUACGUGAGAUACCUACGCCCGACCGGUCACAGUUGACAUUGGGCAAACAACAAACAAUACAAUUAACUUUAGAAAAAUAUAUAGGUAGGCACAGGGUACCCGUGUAUCAUAAAUUUAAAUAAUACACCGUGAAUAAAAUGUGUUCGAUGUUUCUCUUGUUACUUGAUGUGCCAAUUUUUUAUGAACAUUAAUAUACAAUAUAAAAGCUAUGGGUUUUUCAUUCCUAUAGGUUUAAUUCGAUUAGAAGUUUUUACUGUUUUAAUUUUAUCAGUGAAUCUAUUGCAGAGGUUUUGGUCGUAGGGAUGUGCAUUGUACGCAAUUAAAAACCCUUAGAGACGUCGUCACUAAUAUUUAUUUUCUAUAUUUGUCUUGCAAGUAAUACGGCAAUAAAAUAUGUCCUUAUCUCUACGAUUAGGACUCAUUGGACGAGUUUAAAGCAAAGGAACUUACUAUGUAUUUUAUAGGGAAAGUUAUUUAAUUUGAUUCUAGAAUUAUAAUUUUUAUAUUUUCAUUUUUUCAUUCAAAAACGAUUACACGCAAAUCUUGAUAAAAAAAAAUCCUACACAUGAUACCACAAUAAAUACUCGUCUUUAUAAAAAAUAUAAAAUAGGAAUAUUCUUUCUAUAGGUCAAAAUUAAUUCGCAAUUGUAAACAUUUGGAAUGCCUUUGUUUUUAUAUAAGUAUAUUAAGAGAGACAGAUGGAAAAAACAAUUUUGUAAAUGACGUUUAACGUAAAAUAACAUUGUCUUCCCUCGUUGGAUUAUAUAAAAAACGUCCACUAAAUUAUUUUUUAAAUUGUAUGAAUAUUUUUCAUAUAUUUAAUAUAAUAUUUUUAUAAGCAAUUUUACGUGCGGUUCCCUUAACAUAAGAUGCCUUCCUGUAAAUUUUAUAAAAACCGGUGAAUUUAUAUUUUUGACAUUUUCGGUUACGGGAAAAACAAUGACCCAAGAAGAAUGAAAUUUAUUUGAAAUUAUUUUCGAAUUACAAAGGCUCGCAGUUCAUCCGGGUAGUAUUAUGAUUUAUUGCGUAUUUUCCGCUUGAUAAUUGAUUUCAUGGAGUGGUUUUCGUAUAUCGAAAACAAACAUCAAAACGCAAUCGACAUACAGUGUUCCCGUAACGUCGUUAUCGAAUUUAAAAAUAUAAAAUUAUACGCGGCCCCGUACAAACGAUGGUGAAUCAUAGAUUUAUAUUAUCAUACGCGAUUUAUGGGCCGGAAAAAAAAAAAAAAAAAAGUUUACAAACAAAUUUUAAGAACUAUAUAGCGCAAAUAGUAUUAGAAAGUGGCCGUUGGGCGAACUGCUUCUCGAGUGGAGACACAGAUUAUUUACGAUUAUCGUUUCUCGAGUGAAACGUAAAAACGUUAAAAGUUCUCUCGAAUAAUAUUUCCCAAACAAUAACAACAAUAAUAUCGUGCAGCCGUAUUAUAAAUACGUAUUACCGUACUCUGUAACUGGUUGAGCACAAUAACAAUACGCCCUCUAUAAUAAUAGCACACGCGUUGGGAAUUCGCCGCCAAAGACACGGGACAUACGCGUGUUUAUAGUGCCGUCGUUGGAAAAACCGUACGGACGGGUUUCGAUAUAGCAACGACAACGUAUACAUGAUAUCGUUAUGGUCGCGGCGGCGCGAAACUAUACCGAAACGGUUUUUCGACAAUAUUGUCGGAAACGUAUUCCCGAAACUUUUUGCCGUUUCGAUAAUCCCGCGGGAACGCGAUCCCGAAUCGGCGGACCGAGUCGGCGGACGGAGGGUGCGCGUGGCUGUCCGGCCCGUGACAGUCGGUCCGCGGGCGGACGGAAACCGACCGAAAAUCUGGGAUUUUUCCAAGAAUAGAAGGGCUUUUCGGUGUCGCGUACGCGGUUUUCGUUCUUUAUAAUAUUACGUUCGUUUAUUUCGUACGGGUCGGAACCGCAAUACGAAAUAAUAUAAUAUUAUAAUACUGUAUAAUUUAAUAUAAAAAAAAAAAAAAAAAAAACCCAUUAAAAUACAGAGCGAUCAAUAGUCGAUUAGACAUUCGAUUUCGGAAAAUAUUCAUUUUUUCUUGAAAAUAUUUGACAAACGAGCAGCGCUAAAAUAUUACAUUACUACCGUUAUUCUUGUUACCCAUUUAGUUUAAAUGCAUUUCAACGUUGAUAUUUUUAAUUUCCGUCAAUCCGUCGACGAGAUGUUCCACUUUUAAAGUUUGGUUAGGGGGAGAACAGUGGAGGUUGUGUGGUGACACAUCGGACGGCGCGUGAAUAGUGCGGCGUAUGAACCUUCACUUAUCUCCCCUGAUCAAACAUAAAAAUGGAAUAUCUCGUCAGCGCAUUGCCGGAAAUUAAAAAUUCCAAUGCCAAAAUACAUUUAAACUAAAAGUUUAUCUAUUUAUGAAUUUCGUAAUAUAAGUUACUAUUCGAAAACGAAAAGGUAGUGCCUACAGCGAUAAUACCCUCAUAAAAUAAGGGUGACGAAAAAUAACGGUAAUGUAACAUUUUAUUGCUGUUUUUUUAUACAUUUUUUAAAACAUAUGUAUUUAUGCGCAAUAAAAGUGAUGGACAUUUUUAAAAACGUAUAGUUUAAAGCAAUAAUAUUUAUCUAAUCAUCGUAUAGUAAAAUGUGUUCUAUUUUUUGUUUAACGUUCCGUUAAAAUAGAAAUUUUGUACGGUAUUAUGUUCGUAAUGCGAUAUAUUAUAAUAUCAUUUACCCACUACUUAUCGACAUUUCUAACGAAUCACUGCGCACCAGAAGAACAAUUUAAGACUUGACAAUUAUAGUUGUUUCGUAGAGGGAAUAAAGUGAUAAAAGUUUGGUAGGAAUUUCAAUAUACACUUAGCCAUAUUGUGGGUGGAGAGAAUUUUUUCAGUUUGUAGACCCUUAUAGAAUUCCCAAACAACCUGCUAUAUUAUUAAACAAUUAUAAAAUUAUAAUAUAUUUAAAUAUUCAACGACAAUGAGGGGGAAAAGAACAUUUUCGUAUAUAUGUAUGCUACACGGAGUAAGCACAAAGCGCAUUAAAGCGGAACAAAGUAACAAAGAUUAUUGUGAUCCCUAUUUUGUUUCAAAUGUUACAUAUAUUUUUUUCCAAAACAACAAAGUCAUUAUGAGAUUGAAAAUCCAUUAUGCUUAGUUUGUCGAAUCGAAAUAAAUUUUUGAACUUAAGCUCCACAUAAACAUUUUUAAAUUUAAUUAAAGGCUUCAGCGAAUAUCUUUUGAUGGUUAUGUUUGAGAAAGCGUUUUUUUUGUGCGUGAUCAGAGACGAGAGACUAAUCAUACCUUUGCGUCCAUUCCCACUUUAAACACUGAUUGAAAGGCCUUGUGUCAGAGGAUAACUAUGAAUUCGAAAAUUCGUGGGUGCGGGAAGAGUUAUACCCCGUACAAUUGCAUAUAUAUUCCGUAUUACACGACAGGUUGAGAGUAAAAAUAAAAAAAACUAAUAAUUAUAAUUGACAAAAUUCACCGAGUAAUUCGAUAGGGAAAGGGGUGUGUUGGAUGUUUUGGAUAUUUUGCUUAAAACUGAAAACAAUUAAGAGAUGUUCGAGCGUUCGGUCGUGCGUGUAGUGCAGUGUGUGGGAACAAAAAACAAACUAUAAAGAAAAAAAAAAAUACCUCGUGUGCGCGAUUCCGGGAUCGUUCUGAAUGAAAAAUUCCCCCUCGUUUCCCGGUAGCAGUCCUGUUGACACACGCAUCAACUGCCGGAUGAUUGUUACGGGCCUCGGGCGGGCAGAAAAAGAAAAAAAAAUAACGAGCUCGUCAAAAAUGACUAAUGGCGACCGUCGACGUGCCCCACGCCACCGCAGUGACGGACGCGUGUUUAAAAUGACAACGUUUUUUUUUUUUUGUUUUUUUUUGUUCCCCCUUUCCACCGACUGUGUUAGAGGCGAAUUCCACUGGUACAGAUAUAUAAUAAUACCACUACCUACGACGAAGACAAUCGUAUCAAAAGAAAAAAGAAAAAAUUCCGAAGAAAAACCUGCUGUCGACUUGGCCUCAGGACCGUAAAAUAUUUUUCGUUUUCGGAAAAUCCGUUGUCGCGCGUGAACACCCCCCUUCACCUCCCUAUAACGUCGACGAUCCAUCAAUUAAAUAAAACACAUAAUAAUAAUAAUAAUAAUAUUAUUAUUAUUAUCAUUAUUAUUAUUAUUAUCGAGUAUUAUGAUAACAGUUUUGGGGACCCCGAGCAAUUGGAAAAGUUUCAUAGUUAUACCGCUACGGCGGUAUUCGUAUUGUUAUUUUUUUGUUUUGUUUUUUUCCCCUGUGAUUGAUGGAAAAGAAAAUGGACCCUGUCUCCGUCAUUUCACAAAGAUGAUAAAUUACUAAUACAAACUAUAUACACGAGGCGACGGCGUGCUCUCCAGACGGUAAUCGCGCGCACACGUGUGUGUGUGUGUGUGUCUGGUCGCGGAGCUGUAAAAGGCUAGCGGACGGGUGGGAAUUAGACGUACCGUCUCCCAGCCGCCGUCGUCGAGGGCUCGUGAGGUUUCCGGAAUAAAUGAAAAACUGUUGUUAUGACACACAAACACGCACACACACACACACACACACACAUACACACGACACACACAACACACACAUAUAGAUAUCUACGAGUAAACCGGCUGGCCCUAUGUCAUGAGGGAUCGUUCAGGAUUUUCGGCCGUCACGUGGAAUUUAACACUUUUUUAUAUUAUAAGAAUUAAUUUAGUAUUAGCAAUGAUAAAAUAAAAAUAAUGAUAAUAAUGUAUUAUAUUAUAAUGUCAUGAUGUAACGGUCAAUGACCGAUGUGAUCGAGACCUUGUGUUUAAAAUAAUAUAAAAUAAUAAUAAUAGCAAUGAAUAUGAGGUGUUGCUAUUAAAAAACGAGACUGGUUACGAAAAAUUGUUUUAUUUUAAAAAUUUGUCUACAUUCAAAUACUUCCAUUCAAUAUACUCCCCUACCCUCGCCACACACCGUUUCAUUCGUUUCUUCCAUUGCUCGAGGCAGUGCUGGAAGUCUGUUUCCGUAAGACCAUUCAGGAGUUCCGCCGAUUUUUGUUUCACCUCUUCCAUCGACUCAAACCGGAUUCCUUUUAAGGCAGACUUUAUCCUCGGAAACAAGUAAAAGUAGCAGGGUGCCAAGUCGGGUGAGUAAGACGCGUGUUCGAGUACUGGAGAGCCUUAAGCGGCCAAAUAACGCUUCACGCUUUAUCCUGGUGCAAGAUCCGCGACUUGUUUUUCCACAACAUCGACCGUUUCUUACGAACUCAUUAGCGCAAUGUUGCCAAAACUGUCAAAUAGUAAUGUUGGUUCACAGUUUGACCCUCUGGAACCCAUUCAGUCAUCACGAUGCCGUUGAUAUCNCCACUCAAAAACACGCGCCCGAGAUAGGAAAUCCUCACUAUAGGCCUCUUUUAACAAUUUAUAGCACUCAGUUGGAGUUUUUUUUAGUUGAACGAGAAAAUUUUACGUUUAUCCGUUGCUCAUGUUUUUCGUCACACAUGGUUUUCAGCACGAGAAAAAAACACGUUCGUUUCAAACCACUACUGCACAAAUACUAUAAUAGUGACGAAAACGUGUUUUAGUACGUGCAUAGAUAAUAUAUCUAGAUACCCAACGCAUUACUCGUUUUUAUCACUAUCCAUCUAGGGCGCCCUUUAGACGGGCAGUCUCGUUAUUUAAUAGCCACACCUCGUAUAUGUAAAACACGCAUAUAAUGCAAUUUUAUAACGUACAGUAUGAUGUGCUAAAGUAAAUAUACGCGACAGUUAAAUUAAAUACGAAAUCUGAUAUCGUCGGCCUCAUUCGCCAAAUGUCCCAAAUCCGAAAUGGCAAUUGUUCAGCAGAAGCCAAUAACGUUCUCGUUCUGAAUGACUCCAAAAUGAUUACAUUCAUUAUAAGCAUAUUUUAAUGAUAUUAUUAUCUAGAUAAAAAAAAUACAGAUUAGACAUUUAUCUAUGUUCAAGAUAAAAGAUAAUUUUCAGUUGUAGAUACUCGUAUAUCAUAUAGAAAUGGCGAAUUAAACAAAUAUUGGGAUAAUUCAAUUAGAUACAUAUUAAUUAGAUACUUAUUAAAUCUUUAAUGAAUUUAUGACUUCAAACGUAUACAUAUUUUUUUUUCAUUCAAUUAUAGUGAUACUCAUAUGAGCUUUUGUUACAUUUUUUUCAUGAAAUCCCGAAUUUAUACACGAAAGUUCGUGUUUCAUAUCUUUGCAUAUUUCUAAGUUUAAAGUUUAAGCGCAAUUUUGUUUUUUUGUGUGCUGACCGCAAUUUCAGUACCAUUUUAGUACUAUUUUGAUUUUUUUGUAUGUUUUUCAAUUGCUAUUUUAAUAUCGUAGGCUUCAAAAUAUACUUAAUAAAAAUAAUAAUUUAAACACCAUUGAAUAUCUACAGGUUCAUUAAAUUUGUAUUUCCAUUAGCGUCCGCUGCAAUUCAGUGAGACACUUAUCAUAUCGAUUAGGAUACUCCAUAAUUUGUGCCACGUUUUAUUUAUAUAGUUUCCAAAUAUUCCGGUAUCAUAAUUAUUAUUAUUAUUAUUUGCAUAUUUUAUCAUUGUUAGUGUAUCUUUAAACACUUUUAUACGUGUUUUUAUGAGCAAUUUAGUGCGCUAAUCAAUUUUUUUUCAUAGAUACAGUCUAUGACCUCUAACUACAAUUAAUAUUUUUUACAUAUGGCAAUUAAUUUUGUUUUGAACUCAGUUUGUUCAAAUUAUAUCGCUUGCUAUGCGUAAAUUAAAUUGUUAAAUGACUUUUCGUUCAUCUAUUUGUAUUUAAUGGUAAAAUACAAUAAAUUGUAUAAACCAAUAUACAUAUUAUUAUAAAUUACUCACUGAACCCAGAAUCUCAAAAAAAAAAAAAGAAAGAAAGAUGGUAUAAUUCACGUUCUAGUACUUAUUAUCUAUUAUCUACGUAUUAACUGCAAAUAAUAAAGGAUAUCAAGAAGUAAAAUAGUAUUAAGAUGUUAUUAUAUUUAAAAAAUAAGAUUUCAGUGUAUGAGUGGAGGCGAUCAAGAUAUUAGUAAAGGUAAAAAAUAAUAUUAUUUUAUUUUAUAAACCACGAUGAUUUAAUUGUUGAGUGCACACGGUAAUAUUAAACAAUUCAUUCGCCAUCGUAUAGUAAUAGUCAUUUUUACAACCAUUUUGGCAUCACUCGUUAAAACACCGAUAAUAUUGCUGCAUUAAAUAUUAUUGCGGAAAACGAGACUACGACACCCUAUGGUCUCUGCGGACUUAGCCAUUUUCUCACCACCACCACUACCCCCACCACCACUAAUCCCUGGAGAAAAUCGCGUGUCUAGACGGUGAGCCACUACUGCAAGGGAGACCGAUGUUGCGUCGCCGACGCUCGUCCGCACUGCAGUGACACCGAUUGGAAAUUUCUGGAAAAAAAAAAAAAACUAGCACCCGAAUGUAAUAAAUUACGUACAAAAACGUGAUCGGAUCGUAGAGGACGUUCCUGAAUAUUUCCGCGUUAGACAAAUCCACGCGAAAUAGGAGUGGACGUUUUAUACGUUUUUCUUCUUUUUUUUUUUCGAAGCCCAUUGAACUAUGGCCUGCAUUUUUUAUUUUUUUUUCUUUACUUAUCGAUUCGAUUUUUAAAAUUUGAAUUUGCUGUUGUGGAGUUCAUCCAUAUAAAUCAUAUAGAUUGCAAUAAUAAUUAUAAACCCACUAGUGCUAUAUUUUUAGUUACGUCGUUUUUAAAAAUAAAACCUCCAUCUCGAAGAAAUAUGACAAUAAUGCUGACGGUAGCAUAGUUUUGGCUCCCAGUUUCUAAUUUAUCAAUACAAUAUGUCAGCAUAUUAUUACUGACCCUUUCCAAUCACUAUAGGUGCUUGUGUCGUAAUACUUGAACGUUCCUUACACUGCAGUUCACAAUAAAAAAAAAAAGGCGGUAUAUACUUCAAAUUAUGAGUGUGUCACCGUACUAUAAGUGGAAAUUUAGAAAUGUAGGGUAGAUUACAAUAAUUGCAUUUAGGUAUAUCAGUAGGCAACGAUAAAUUAUUACAAACGCAAAAUUAUUUUGAAUAAUGUUCGGUUAAACAUGUUUUGAUAAAUUUAAAUUGCAAAUUGUAUUAAUUUAUAAUUUGUACACCUAACUAUUUAGUAAAAUACAAUAUUUUUUUUUUUGUUUUUGUUUUUUGUUUUUUUAAAUUAUUGAGCAUUUUUAAUGGAUCGACAAAGUUGUUAUCUCGUGUAUAGAACAAUGGCAUGUAAAAUGUCUUGAUUCUUAAAAGUUUCAAUCAAAACUUGAUAUUUAAAUGUUUAUAAAGAAAAAAUCCUCAUUAAGGAUUUUCGGGAUUUCUAUAAUAUCGUAAUUAUUACAAUAUCAAAAUUUUUAAGUAUUUUUGAGAAGCGAACGGGCUAAUUACGGGUUAUUGUAAGUGAUUUUUUUUACUCUCAGAAAAGAGUUUUUACUUAAAAAAAAAUACUGGUCGGGGAUAAUAAUUUCUUAGUCUUAGAUCAGCUUUCCGCAUUAAACUUUCUAAAUCUCAAUAAAAUAGAACAAAAGUAAAAAAUCGAUUUUCAAAUUUUCUUAAGGUUUUCGCCUGUAAGCUUACAUAUUAUUAUUUUCACAAGAUAAUAUAUAUUUAGAGGAUUAUAGGAGAAGACGGCUUGAUAAUUUAUUGUGUUUAUCUAUCAGCAAAACCUACAGACGCUUUUUGUUAUAGUAAAUUGGCUUUAUGUAUCUAUUUCCGGCGAAGUAUUAUUUUUUCCUUAAAUCUGGAAGUCAGCAGUAGAUUUGUAUUCAGCAAUAUUAUAUAAUAAAUAAUUAUAGUUUCUAAAAAAAUAGUUAGAAUAUCCUACUCUCUAGCGUGCAAAACUCUCGGUUUUUGAAUACAUUUAAAAUAAUAAAAUAAAAUGCCUUAUAGAAUUUUGUAAAUUAACCCUACAAUGCAUGGCUUUUUAUAUUUUUUUUGUCCAUUGAACACUUGACUUUUUUUACAGGAAAAAUAAAAAUUUUCUUUUUUUUUAAAUCCUAUUUUAAUAAAAGUAUUUUUUUUCCAUGUCUGACGGUAGACAAAAUCAUGCACAAAUGAUCAUAAUUUGUUUUUAAAAAAUAAUAUUUUAUAGACAAUUCAAAAUAUUAUGACCUGUAGGUAACAUAUAAUGCAUUGUAUAAUUAGAUUACUUUUCAAUCGAAAUACGACAAUAGAGCUUUUUUGUUGUAUUUUAGAUCUAAUUGGUUCAUUUAGGAAGUCAUUUUUCUUGAUUUUUCUUCCAGUUAUAAUCAUAAAUGAGAAAAAACAAAAAAAUCGACUACAAUACAAGUUUCGUUAUUUUUUAUUUAAUUUUUUUGCCAUAAGUCAUACUCCGAAUUUCAAGUGUAGCGGUUUUUUUGAAGGAAAUUUUUUCUAGGUGAUCAAUAUAUAGGUCGAAGUUUGAAACUUCGAAGUGUUAACAGUUUCAUUACUUUUGAUUUUAUUUAUUUAUUUUUUUUUUUUGUAUUGUUUUAGUUUGGUUUAAAACAUUAAUAAUAAGAAGUAAAUUAUGUUAGCAUAUUCUAGACAUGAUAAAAAUUUCAAAAUAUUCUGAUGAUUUUUAAGCAUUUUACAAAAAUAUGGCAUAUUCACGGUUUUUUAAUUUUUAGUAGGUUUUGCGUAGAUAAAAUUUGUUUUACUAAUCAAAAAUGUUUUAAAAUUAAACACAAGAUUCACCAUAAAUGUUUUUUUGCGGAAAAUAGGUUGUAAUGUAAUGUAAUGUAUUUUUUUUUAUUUUUAAAAGCAUAUUUUGAUGAAAACACGUAAUUUCAGAAUAUUUUCAACCGAAUUUUGCUCAGAAAUGUAAUGAAUCACCUAACAAUGUUUAACUAUUGUGUAUAGUUAUAAAUUUAAUACCCUAUUAAAAACCCUAUGUAUUUCAACUUCCCACCUUCCCAUAGACUCCAACGGUAUACCCAUCAGCCGUAGCAGCAUGUUUUUAUGUAUUAGUUUACUAUGAUACGUGCAACUUUUUUUCUGUCUGUACAUAACUUUUCUCACAAAAACCUUGUUCCAAUAACAAACUUUAAAAGAAUUUUCUCGUAGAAUUGUUGAUAAAAUUGGUUUUCAGGAAUGAAAUCAUUAUUAUAUAUAUUAUAAUUAUUAUGUAUUUUUAAAUCUAUAUUUUGUAAAUUUAGAUUUCUUAUUUAUUUAUUUUUAAAAAAAAUUCGAAAAUAAUUGACACUUAAAUAAAACAAAAUAAUAUCAAUAACAAAGGAUUUCUAGUAUAACACCUAUUAAAGUACCUACAGUAAUAAUCUUAAAAUAAAUAAUUUAUACAAAAGCAACACGUCGUAUCAUUUUUUUCCAACGGGUACGCUAUUUACCUUGAUAAUAAUAAUAUUAAUUUGUUAUAAGAAAAUAUUGUUCAUUUGAAAAAAUUAUUUGUUUAUUUUAGAUUCGGUUAAAAUUACUCGUUGAAUUUUGUAGUGUAAUUAAUUCGAUAUUCAGGAAUAAAAAAAAAUUAUUAUGAACGAAUUUUUUUUUUUUUUUCACGGAAUAUAAGUACAUUAAAAAUACAUAACGGCUCUUAAAAUCCUAUGCGGGAUCGAACGCGUGAAAAAACCGUAUAAUAAAAUUCGACAGAUUAUACGUACGUGUUAUUAAUUUCUUAAACUAACAAGAGGAGUUUUCAUAUUAAAUUGCUAUGGUAUUACAUUUUUCAUUCCCAGUCUUAUGUACAAAUAAUACGACAAUAAAUCCAUGUUCAACGGAUAAUAAUAUUUUUACGGAUAUUUUUCUCUAGUCAACCCGUGUGCUAUUUAAACUAUACUAUUUUAUAUUCUGAAAACAGCGAAGAAGCUAUUAGUUUUAUUAUUAUGCGUGUCUAUUAUUUUAUUGGUAAAUACUUUUUUGGCUUUUUAUGUUUGUUUUGGUUUUUUUUUUUUUCUAACGAACAAACGAAUUUUUCAAAAUUUCAAACGAUUGACAAAAAUCCAUGCAUUGAUUUAUUUUUAUUGACUUUAGCAUUACUUUAUGUAUAGGGCAAAAAUACUCCUAACCACUUACAACAGUAACUUUCACGUAAACUCAACUUUAAAUCAACGUAAAUUAACUUUUAAGUUAUUUAUAAUGUACACAUUGUAUUUAUUGAGUUUUACAAGUAUAUUGCUAAAUAUUUAAGACUCACAUUUCCUCAAUAUUCUACGGGUUAACGCGGAUUUUUGCGGCAUAUUUGAAUCUGCCCUAAGUGUUAUUGUCUAUUUCGUGAGCUCCAUUUUUUGGCACAGUUCAUACUUUUAUGAUUUCGGAUAGAGAAUAUUAUUUUCUCUGACACAUAAAUCGAUUAUAUUAAUAUUUUUAAUUGAAUUAUUAUUGUUGUAAUGAAAUUAUUAUUACUAGAUAAAGAAAUUCCAAGCCACAAUCGUGGCAUGAACGUAAGUAAACAUACACAUAUAGUAUUAUCGAAAAUACAAAAACUUUUGAUAAUAACAAUAGGUAAUCAACGAUUAGAUAGAUGUUCAAAAUAAUUUUUCUUAUUAUUUUCAUAAUUUAAUUUUAGUGCAGUUUUACAAUUUAGUACAGUGACAAUUUAAGAAAACUAGUGUAAUCCCGGCAAAAACGACAAUGAAAACGAGUUAUUUUAACAUGAGCUAUAUGAUGGAAUCGUGGGUAGGUCUACUUCCCACUUACAUCACAAGUAAAAGGUAAAGUGCACGCAUCUUGUAAACAACGGACAGCUAAAUUGUUGCCACCUCUGUCUCUUUGAUCCUAUCAAAACUACUUUACAGCAUGGACACGAAAUGCACUCUGGUCUAGGUGGUCAUGUAAGGGAGUCGGACAAUGAGCCAAUAGACACUUAAAAAAACACUACAUACCAUAUUGUAUUACAAUUUAUUGUACUAUUACUAAAAAAUUACAAAAUAUAGAAAUGGGUGUUUAAAGAUGAACUUCCAAAAGUUAAACAUCCUUGGACUUAUGCCACACAUUUUCAAAAUCGCAUUCCUCUGGCAUCAUUUGGAGGGUCUGUAGAGGUGCAUAAAACAAGAGAAUUAUUCUAUACCCACAAACUAUAUUGUUAAAUUCAUAUUGCAAGUCGGUUUUACUUUUUUCACACAAUUCACCUACAAAACAACCACAAUUUCGAUUUUUGCGCUCAUUUAAUCCAGAGAUGUCCAAAAAUAAUGGGAAAGAUUUAUGAUAGACACAAUGUAGUCAAUAUUCUCUAUUAUAUUCGGGGGAAAUUAAAAAAAAUGAAACUAUCUGGUUAUUACAUUGCAGAACCCUUCAGUAUUGCUCCACGCAACCUUUUUAUAGUAUAGUUGUUCUUUACAAUUUUGUAAUAAUUCCACAGAGUUAUUUUAUUAAAUUAAAACGUCAAAAAUUAUAUUGUUAUAUAGGUACAUCAUUCCUUAUAAUAGUAAUAAUAAUAUUAUACGAGUACGCUUGUAACGAAAAUAAUAUUAUUAUUAAAGUUUAUUAUUUUGCCAGUUUACCAAAAUAUAAUAUAUUAUUAUAGUAUUAUAAUAAAGUCGGAACAUUUCAAGUAAAUUUCGAAACGCGAGGCCACCUACACCAACAAGGCAACAGCUAUCCUUUACUCGUGUAGAGACAAUACUAUGUACGACAUAAUAUACCUAAUCAUAUCCACCAUAUCGUAUACGCGAAACUUUGAUGGUAAAUUACGAAUGGGUAUAAGGCAAAUUAUUAUGGUUAUGUAUGCCGAAUAUAAAACGUAAGUACCUACCGGCUGGGGCCCUUUGUACAUAAUAAAACCCAAAUCAAACUCUCUGUAGCGAGCUGUUUCUUCAAAGUCAAACCUCCAAGAAUUAUAACACAUUAUAAUAUCAUUACUAUACACCCUAUAGCUACGCAAUAAAGUUUCAAAAGUCGACUAAUGAGUAACACUAAAUAAAUUAUUUGUGUAAACCCACAACGAUGACGAUUUUAUAACAUAAGUACCAGCCUUGAUACCUACUACUACAAUCAAAUAUAAACUCGUUGUUAAUAGGACUUUGUCGUUUUGCAGAGCUUAAAAGAACAUUUGAUGUUAUAUGAACAAACUCGGGAGGACAGGGAAAAUUUUAAAAGUGUGAAAAACAUAAUAUUUUACUUUUAUACGAUACCGCUAUUAAUGGUGACACGCAUUUUAGACGAUAUAUGUAUUAAAUGUGUAGGUACCACUCAAAUAAUGUUUAAUCGUCUAUGACUAAUUCGUCGAGUCUUAACAUUUAUUAUCGAGUUCAUUUAUAAACCCCCUUUAAGAGGGCAUGUUACCGCCCAUAUUUAAGAGACGGAGUAGUAUGUAAUUGGUAUUUUGGAAAAAAUUGAAAUCUGUAUCGAUCCGAAAAUAUUUCAGUUCACAUUCAAAUACUCGUGCAUUUACAAGUGUCAGUAGCGUUUUUGCGAGGGAAGAUAAAAAGGUGGAAUAUAGGAUAAACAUAUUCGUAAAGGCCUGACAUUUUUAAUGAAUGAAAGAACUAACAAUGACUGUUUCUAUUCGCGGAUAAAUUUCAAUAGCAUUCUCGCAACUUUUAGUUAUUUAUAGUUGUAUAACGUUUUCGAUGUUUUUUAAAUUUUAUUUACAGGUUUUUAUAUGGAUAAAAUUGUUCUGACCAAGCAGAAAUGUAUGGAAGUUUUACCCGAGAUUCAUCACAGUUAAGAUUUAACAUGAAUUAAAAACAAUUUUAACAUUAUAUACUAGUAUUCUAGAUUCUGAGUGAAUCAAGGAAUGCAUCGGUUGAAAAUCGCAUGGUUUAACAAUGGUGUUUAUUUUAUUUUUUUAUUCUGUGUACAAUAUUCCUUCCAGAAAUUUUACGAGGAUUUUCAAGUAAAGAAAUGUGCUACUUUUUCUCGAAGGAAAUUUUAUCUAGUUGGUACUAUAGGAAAUUAGUUUUUUAAGUUGUUUACUUUUCUAACGUUAUUUUUUUAUUUUCUAAGUGGUUUUCAUAAUAAUUGAAAAAAAACGUAGAAAAACGCGAACAAUUACGAAAUUUAUUAUUUUCAAUUUUAUUUUUUUAUUGUAAUUCAGUUAAAAAUAUUCGUAGAGAGUUUAAAUUUGGAAAAAGCCCAUUUAUAUUUGCAUUAUCUAGAUUUGGAAUAAUGUUCAAAGCUUUUGAGCCCAUUUUUGAGUUAUUUAUAGAUAUUUUAAUUUUGCGAGUUUUGGAACUUGCAUUUUUAUUAUAUAUUUGAAAUCUCAAAGAAACUUCUCUGAAAAACUUCGUCAGAAUCUGAAAGUCGAUGAAUUGUGGACUCGAAAGGCGAACGUUAUGUAGAUUUACGCAGUAUGGGUUUUCCACAUUACAUGAUAUAUUUUUUACUUAUUCAUUUUUGUUCAUUACAUAGUCAAAAAAUAACGGAUUCUGAAAAUAUAACUGUAAUAGAUUUAGUUAUAUUUCUAGAACUUUUUGACAUUAUCUCGCCAAAAAAUGUCAUGGCUUGGUUUUUUUUUUAGUUUUAAGAGUAGUUAAAAAACAAUGUGUGGAUUAAAUGAGAAAUUCAACCCCUUAAGUGAAGCACUCACAGAAAAUAUGUUUGUAAAAUACAAAAAUUGCAAUUUGUUUUGUUUAUUUUUAAUGUCUCUUGGUUACACGGGAAUAAAAUAUUUGUAUUGUUCAUUAUUAUAAUGAAUAUUGUGCACUGGUAAAGCUGGAUAAUACAACUGGUAAUAAGUUUAAAAUAAAAAAUUAUAAAAGAGGUUCGAAAGAACAGAAAAAUAUGAUAACAUGAAAUAAUAGAAAAUUCUAUAGGUAUUCGUUUACAAAAAUAAAACGUCAUCAUAAUAUUUAUACACUCGUUAAAUUAUUUGUAUUUUUUUUUAGUGAACUUUUGAUUAUUUAUUAUAAAUGUAUAAUAUAAGGCCAUAAAGCCUACUCAAGUGUAUUAUAUUCUAUAACAUAAGCAGUAUAUGAAUUUAUUCCAACGAUGUGAUGACUUAUUAUUUGAUUGCUUUCGCAUAUUUAUAAAAAAUUGUUCAUAAUACUUUUUAAAAAGCGAAUAUUAUAUUCCUUAAUAUUUUCAAUAUUUUAUUUUAAAUUGUGAGUCAGCACCGAUCCUCGUAUAAUUUGUCUCAGUGUAUAGAAAAUAAAUUGUACAGUUAGGUGUAUCGAAUUUACUUUUUUUUUUUUAUGGAAUUAAAUAUUAUUGUCGUUGAUAUAAAUACUAUAUUUAUAUUAUGGUGCUUCAUGUAACAUGUAAAUACUGUCGACGGCACACAAAAACGCGUAAUUUUAACUGAUACCAAUGGAAUUCUUAUGCUCGAAAACCCACAACAUAAAUUUUCAGGAAAAUCUCACAGCCAUAAGUUUUGAGGUAGGAGUAGAGGGGAUAUGCAUCGGACUAUUGAGUACUGGAUAUCGGGGUUUUCAAAACCGAUAUUAUUCCUGAUAUUUUUAGAAAAAAAGGUCUAAUGAUUCCUCACUUUUAUACAUUAUUGGGAGAAAAUCUAUAACAAAUUCUUUAAUUAAUGAUAUUAAUAAUCCCUAUAAAUUAUGACAUUUCAGUUAUACUUAUUGUAAAAAUCAAACAGGCAUACUUCACACAAUGAGUAGUGAUAGCUGGGAAAGUAAAGUGGGAAUUUAAUGUAUAUCUGUGCACAAUGGUUAAACACCUCGCACAUGUAUUUAAUAGAAUUUUAACUUUACAUUUAAAUGAUUUUGGCUUUAGCUUUUGUUAAAAAUUGUAAACAUUGACAAUAGUACAAAAUUAAUUAAUAGUAAAAUGUCUAAAAUAUCUUCUCUUGAAAUGGUUUAAAGAAAAUUAUAUCGAUACACUUAUUACGAAAUUGUCUUUGUGACCCACAUUAUCUUUUAUAUUUUCAUCCUUAUUUUACGAUUAUUUAUUAACUAUAGAUUAAAAAAAGAUGGACAUAAUUCACACAUAGGUGGGCUACUGUUUUAAGUGAGAAGUUGGAAGGGUAGUAAAGAGGAAUAUUAUUGUACGCAAAGAUUAAUCAUUGCUAACGAUAAAACGAUUCUGAGCAGAGUUCGGUUGACAGUGUUGCUUUGUCAACAAAUAUAUAUAUAUAUGUUAUAUUAUGGUAAAAUAAUUACAUAUGUAUUAAACCUUUUCUUUAAUAAUAUUUAUUUAACAUGGUACCAAUGUUUCGGGUAUUUCCCAUUUAUUCGAAAAACUCCCGGGAAAAAAAAAACGACUUCCUUUUACUCCAGUAAGAUUUUCUUUCAGAAAUAGCGCUACACUUGUAAAUCGGAGCAUGAUUUCUGAUAGAAAAGUUGUUAAAAAAUAAAAAAAUAAAAUAAAAAUAUAAUUGUAAAAACAGUUAAUUCCUCGUUACAUUUAAAAUGUCAAAUAGCAAUAACGGGAAAUUAAUUAAAAUCAAAAAUGGUCUUUUACGCCAAAAUUGGCUUCACGGCAAAAUUACUAAGUCGGAACUGCUACGCCGAAAUGUCCUAGACCGUGAAUUAGGUACCUAAUGCACGAGUAUUAGCCUCUUAAAAUAUUUAAAAAAAAGACAUAUCGGUUCAGCACUGAUACAAAGUAGGUACAUAUAAUAUAAAUGUGUAACAUACAAUUGCUGAUCUUAUUAUACGUAAUAGAGCUAAAUUUAUUACAGUAAUGCAAUUAUUGUUUCGAAACGCAAUAAUUAUAUAAUGUUAUUUUUUAUCGUUGCAUUUCCUGUGUGUAUUACUGAAUGAUUUUUAGUAGCUUUAAUUUAUUUUUCGGUGAUAAAUAUACGGUUCAUUGGUGCAUUAUAAUAGUAUUGAUUAUAAAAAAGCGUAAAUAGAGUUUAUUCAAAUGUAUUCAAUUUGGUAUAUAAAAAUUAAUAUUGACCUCUAUGCAGUAGGCUUAACGGUCAUGCACAAUAAAAAUAUGUACACGUAAAAACUUUUCACAGAAGGAUAAAAAAUAUUCAUCACGAUCUAUGUACGGUUGAGAGUGAACGAUAUAUAAAAAAAAAAAACCGUUUCGGAUCAGUGGAUCUAAUAAUAGGGCAGAAUUUCCAAAUUGUCCAUAGCAGUAAUUCCCAACUUUUUUGACAAUACGGACCACUUAGAGAAUUUUCGACAGGCCAGAUUUUUUUUGUAUUUAUAAUAAUAACGGAUCAUUUUUUUUUUAAAGAUUUACAAUUUUUAUUUGUAAUUUCUAACAAUCGAAUGAAUAAAAUGAAUUUUGAUUUUUGUUUGCUUAACAACUUUCUGGGGUACUGCAGUUCAAAGAAUCAAAUAUAUAUAAUACUAUACACAUGACUUCGCAUUGUGUCUGUUUUCCGGUGGGUUUUUUUUGUGUGUUACUUUUUAAGUUGAGGUUACAAUAUUAAAAAUGGAUUUCGGUUCGUAUGCAUCAGGGAGGUAUGUUUAUUGUUUAUAUAUUUUCACUCACAUAGGUUCAAUUUUUAAACUAAAUUAAAACUAACGGAACGCCGCAUUUUUUGUUUCGUUUUUUUUUUUUUUUUUGGAAUAUUUAUACAUUUGUGUUCUUAUUAAAUUAUUUGCUGACUGAAUCUCAAAAGUAAACGAAUUCGAAUUGAUGAUAAAACUUCAAACGUAUGAAACGCAUCAAUGCGUCUACUGUGAACAUUAACUGACUGAAAUUCGCUGCAUUUUAUUGUAUUGUUCGGAAUUUCAUUGAAUUGUUACGUAGACAAAAAUUUGAUAAUUUCGACUUCACAACUCGUCAUAUCGUGAAAAACCGUAUCACCACAAUAUUCUUAUUACCAUUAUACUUGUAGUUAUUAUCUUAUUAUCGAGAAACAAUAAAAUCAGGAUGCCUAUGGGAAAGAAAAAUGUCUUUAGAAACAAUAUAACAAAAACAAUUUUAAAUUGUUUAAGUCAAAAAUGCCGAGUUGCAAAAUCGAAAUUAUCGCAAAUGUUUAUUUAUGCGUACUUCCGAGAUGAUACCAUAGAUUUUAAAUUUAAUCAGAAAUUAAGUUAAUUAAAUACAAAUUGUUAAUUUUUAGGUGUUUUCUCCUUUAGUAAAUAAAUUAAAAUAAUAAAAAUGGUCUCAUGUAAUCAAUUUAACUGUGGAUCUAUUUUUAAAAAUAAACAUACAAUUUGAUCGCCCGUAUGAACUUUAACCGUGGCGGAAAUCAAACACUGGUAUUUUAUGAUGGACAAUUUCUUUUUCUUUUCCUUUAACCGAAAUAUAGUGGAUUUCCAGUCUCUGCAGGAUUCUAUCGAAACAAAUCGAAAAUGUUGGUUUGAAUAAGGCGUUCUACUGUCGCAUUAUAACCAAUUUAGAUUUCACCGCAUUAGUCGUGACAUAAGAACAUCAAUCGGUCUGUCAAAAAAGGAAAUUCGUUUUCCCAUAAAAUUCGAAAAUAUUGCAGUAAAUAAAUAAGCCGAUUUCCGAUUGGAAAUCUCAUCUCUACUUUGAGAAUGUAGGCUUGGGCCGAAUACGAACAACAAUAUACAACGUAAUAUAAUGAUUAACUUCCGACCGAAAUGUCACGACGAACCGUGAAUAGGGUCGAAUGUAAAAAUAAUACAAUUUCCGCCUGAGAUUAAAAAAGAGCUGAUACUCGGGACGGCUGCAGCCACUGUUGUAGGUGGGACGUUAUAUAUGGUCAUUUAAUUUAUAUCUGUAAGCAACGAUAAAUCAUUGCUGACAAAAGACGAUUCCGUGUAUAGUUCGGUGAUAAAUAAUUUGAAGUGUAGUAAUUAAGUACCAUUGUAGACAAAUUAAAAAAGGAAAAAACUCAUCUGAUGUUUUUGGAAAUUUCACCACGUCUAUGUAAACCCUAUAUGGGUAUUAUUACCAAGUUUCAAGUCUCUACGUGAAUUUAUAACCAAAUAACAGAAAAAAACUCUCAAAAAUUAAAAUUCCUUGAAAGCUCAAAGAAGGUUCAAAAGUUUUGGCAAUGCUACCAUAAGAAAUUAAAUCAAAAAAUGUAUUUUGUGAUUUUUCGGUAAAUCGUUUUUUCUGGUAGAAAACGUCAUCCGUGUUUUUAUAAAAUAAUGAAAUUGUGAAAUUGUACAUUUUCCUACGUUUUUUUCCCCACUAAAGUGUUUUUAUUUAAAAGAUGACGUCAUCAAAGUACAAACUAGAUAACUUGAGCUUUCAGGAAAAAUGCUGCACUUAUACGACAGAUCAAGUUUACUAGGGAAAAACUUGUCCACAGACUAGAAAAAAAAUAAAUAAACAGCAUUGUAAAACCAAUAACUCCCUCGCUAUGCUCGGAAUCUACAAUAAUACAUCAAGUUUCACUAAUCAUAAAAUGAUUGAUUAAAAAUAUAAUUCAAUAUUCUUCCGGUUUUUAAUGUUUGGUGAGGCGCAUUAUUAUUUAUAUGAUUAUAAGACUGUAUACUGGAAAACAACGGAGCAAUUAUGGUUCGCGAUUAAUCGAUUUCGAUAAAUUAAUUAUUUUAUUAUUACUAUCACGAUAUUUUCACGAUUUAUGCGAUUUAAUAUAUUUCGGAUAGUCAACCACAGUGGUGAUCAUUUGAACUCGACAUACCCCAGAAAUGAAAAGGCUGCCUCAAAAUAGACUCAUGGAGGAAAGGGAAAUGCUGCGAUAACCGGUCUGCAUAAAAAAAAAAAAAAUCACUUUUCAACGGUAUUCGAGUCGACGUGUUUUUUAGAUAUAAAAAUAUAUUUUGAAACUCUGUACAGGUACUCAAAUAUUUUCGUUUCGCUAUUUGUCGAAAAUAUGUUUAAAACCAUAACUUUUUAUUGCCUACUAAAAAACAAUAAAGUUAUAAGCUUUCGGUAUUACGACUUUUAGUUCGCCGUGCCAUCAUGACUACGUGAUAUAAUUGUAGUCAUAAUAUAUUUUUAUGACGACACAAAACUCGGUCAAUAUAAACGGAAAACCAAAAUAUUAUGCAACAAUAAAAAAGUAAAUACCGAUAUAGCGAAGCGAAACGAGGAACGUAGGUGUUGACUUUGCUAUAUGCAUUGUGUUUUUUGAAUAAAAUUUUUUUUCGAAAAACUACAAUACAAAAAAAAACUAUAGGAAAACCAUACAAUAUGCAAAACGGUGUUCGGCGUAUUUAAUACUGCACAUUAUAAUAGAAGUCUUGUCUAUCGGUUUCUGCGGCGUGCGUGCGCGGGCGAUUGUGUGUUUGCGCGCGCGCGUGUGUGUGUUUUUAAUGUUCAAAUAUAAAACCGACGGCGAAAAUUAAUUUUCCAAUAUAAAAGCGAUUACAUUCUUCGGUGCUGCUGUUCUGUGUCGGCAUUUGUCUAGAUAUUAUUAUUAUUAUUAUUAUUAUUAUUUGGGUCUUGCAAUUUCUGUUUGCGAUGAAUAAUUUAUGUCCGCACGCGCGGAUUUUGUAUUUUAGCCGGUCCGUACGUAUUGUACGUAUAGGUAUUGUAGUCUGUGCACGAAUUGUACCGAUAUCGGAAACGUUUCGUCAUAAUAAUAAUAAUAAUUAUUAUUAUUAUUAUUAUUAUUUAGUUUCGGGGUUUUAGUUUUUGAAACAAUUUUUAAAGCUGUUCGGAUGUCUAAAAAUAAACACUUCGGAAAAGUCCCCGGUGCAGAUUGGAGGCCGAUGAACUUUGGCCGGUGACCGACGUAGGGCUCGAGAGGCCAGCGUUGGGUGCGAUUUCACGCUGCUUUUCGAUUUCUCGAGACAACGUCUUAGUAUACACAUGAUAUUUUAUUUAUUUUAUAGUGUUUUUUUAUUUUUUUAUUUCGGUUUUAAUAGUUUACGUUAAAUAACCGUAAAUUAAUUGUUUUUAUAAAUUACCCCUCCUCCCACCUCCAGUCAGAUUAGCUUUCAGAAAAAGUGCUAUUAUUGUAAAUCGGAGCAAAAUUGCUCGUAAUUAUCCACCAAAGUUAUCCACAGGAGAAAAAAUAAACAUCAUUGCAAACCGAAUACAUUCCUCGCUUCACUUAGAAUCUAAAAUUGUAAGAUGUGUAAUAAGUUGUUAAUAACGUCCUAGUAUACUUCUAAAUAGUACGCUGUUCAUAAUUAUUUUUCAUUGGCAAUGACAGAGCAUUUUGAUAACCGUCUACGUGUAUAAAUUACUCCAAUAUAAGUAUUUAUAGGAAAUUUAAGAUCACUAAGAUUAUUCUGACGGAAUUCCAAAAAUCAAAAAUAAUACAGUAGUACCCAAUCACAAUUCAGGGCAUUUUUUAGCAGACACUCCAAUAAGUUAAAAUUUUACUUACUGUGUUUCCGUUAAAAAAUAAAUGAAGUUGCUAAAAUAACUUUUGGAAAAAAAUAUUUUAUAUUGUAUAAAUACUACUGUCACUGGUAGGGGAGUCACUUUGGAAUGUUCGGUCUUUCUCUAAUGGAAUGGUGAGCGGAUACACAGUGGAUAUUCACGAAAAUAAUGUUUCUCCGACUCGCUUAAACUGUAUAAAAUUAGACACUGACCCAGUAAAUAUUUAGUCAAUUGCGAACCUUAAUUCGAAAUACAAAUAAGAUAUUUUCACUUUGAUGUUUUUAAUUUUUUUGUAUUGAUUGCAAAAUCAACUAUAAAUUGCCCUAUCCCGUUUCGUUAUAGAAUGAAUGGCCAUUAUUAAAUGGUUUACGAAAAUCAGUAACGCGUGCAACGUAUGAAUGGAAAGGUACAGUUUUUUUUUUCGACAAUAACCAAACCGAUUUAUUUUCCUUGGUAGCGUUUGACUGACUUUGGAAUCGGUUUAAUGCGAUCAACAUUUACCGGGUAACGGAAUGUAUUAUGAUGUAAAAAAAAUAAUUAAACCACAAGAGAAAAAUAAACAAUCAUUAAGUGAAUUAUAUAUAAUAUAGAUUAUAAAGAAAUUGGUUUAGAACCUUUUAAUCGAUAAACAAAUAAUUAAAAAAAAAGUAAAAAGAAAAUCAUAUUAUGGUGACAAAUAUUGCAUUCACAUUAAUUUCAUCGAAUAAAACUACUUUUGUUUAUUCGUUUUUUAUUAUUGUUUUUUUAGAAAAUUAUUUGAUUUUUUGAUACUGAAUAAAAACAAUAUAGGUAUAUUAGUUUUUAAAAUAAAAAAACAUUUUAUUAAGAGGGCGUGUUGCUACCACCAGCCCAUAAUUCGAUUGUAAAAACUUUUUUGUGCGGAAAAAACUACACUUACUAUAGAAUCAAUUAGGAACUUGAUUUUUACCAUUAAAUAGGAGAAACUGCACUGUGCAACAUUGUUUAUGUUUUUUUUUUUUUUAAUUUACAAAAGUUAAUAUUGUUUGAAAAUCGACUGAGUUGGAAUUAGGCCGACGGCUGACUAUGACUUCGAGUGGUAUAUCCACAUUGUGGAUGCCUAUAUUAUGUACAUAGAGGAUGUCCCACCAAGUUCUGCGGAUUAUAAAUAGCUUGAAUUUUUUUUAAAUUUAACCGUGUAUAGAAAAUGCAAAUAUAAGUAUUCUGUCUAAAUUUAAAGUUUAUACGAAUAUUUUAAACUGAAAUACAACAAAAAUAUAAAAAUGAAAACAAUACAACCAUUAUUUUAGUAAUUUUUUCCAUUUUUCCCAAUUAUUAAGAAAACUACUUAGAAAAUCAACUUCAUUAAAGUACCAGCAAGAUAAAAUUUCCUUUCAGUAAAAAUGCCUAGAAAAUUAGAGAAAGAUUUCUGAUAGAAAUUUUAAAACCAGUGUACAAAAUAUAAACAUAGUAAAACCAAUACAUUCCCCGAUUCACUCAGAAUCUAAAAUAACUUUCAUAAAUAAACUAUUUUUUAACUGAAAUAUUUUACUGCGCAUAUUAAAAAUGCAUAGUUUUAAAAUUGCAUAAGAAUGCUCGUUAUUUCCGAACUUUUAAAUGUAUAUUUUUCUAAAUUGUUGCACUUCACUACAUGAGCACAUACUUAUUUUAAGUCCUAAUCAUAAUUUAUGUCGGUUGUGAUUAAAAAAUGAGCCUUAUGAAGUAGUUUUUUUUUUUUUUAUAAACGUUUUUAGUUAAAAUAUUAAUGAAUAUCGAAAAAAAUACGAACAUUAAUUCAAAACAUAUUUAAUUUCGGUCAGAAUCAUUUUUUGUAACCAUUGAUUUAUCGUUUCGUACGGAAAUCCUACCUUUCCGACUUUUACUUUCAAUAGUGGCAGAUCUGUCUGUGGCAUUAGAUCGCUUUUGUUUUUUUUUUUUUUUUGUUUUUCACUAAGAUGGAAACCUAAAAAACAAGAAAGAUAUGGGUUUUAAGUUUUUUUUUGUUUUUUUUUUUGUCUUUGUGUACGUGUACUCAGUGAAAAUGUAUAAUAUGUAUUUAUAUUGAUAUAUUCGGCGAGUAAUUUCCGCGGAAAAGGAAGUACAAUCCCUUUCAUUUAACUUGAAAUUUCGAUUUCCCGCGGUAUGUCUACAAUACCAACGAUCUACUGCGCUAUAAGUAACAGUAGAUGUGAGAAAUUUCGAAAAACAAACCCUGAAAUAAACUACCGCUGUCUGAUAAAUAUCAUCAUAAAUGAUUGCACUUACACAAACAGACCUGCAGGUAAAAAUGUCAACAACUCUAUAAACAACAUCGUCGUGCAUUAUAAAGACGUAUUGAUGCCGAUAUACAUGACAUAUUGCGAACAAUUUGUAAGUGACUAUCAUAUCAUCGGUGUCGAUAAAAACAUCGUUUACGAUGACUCUGUGUAAUAUAUAAGUCCGUGACUAUGACGUAUAUUAUGUAACCGAAGAAACCACCGGCCGACUGCGGUAUUUUAGUUCUAUACACUUUUAACGAUUUAUGGGCUUCAAAUAAAAACGUAUUUAUCGAUCUUAAAACUGUAUACAAGUGGGUAGUGAUUACUUAAUUAUUAUUUUUUUUAUUUUUUUUAAUAAAAAAAUAUUACCAUAAUACCUAAUCCCUUUAACUAUGCACGUAAAUUAGGUGAAUAGUAAUGUUUCAAUAAACAUUAUAUAUGCUAGUACGUCGUGUAUUACAUCGUCCAGCAAUAUUUUUAUAAUCCACCCAGUAUAAAACUGUUAUAUUCUGUAGCGAGCGAUGUAUAUAUUAUUGGUUCUACUGCGAUGGGUAUUUUUUUUUUACUAUUUUUACUUUCUUCGCACCUUUUUGCCAAGUAAUAGGUGCUCUAUAUUGCCUAUGUAUUUUGGUGAAGUACUGACAUAACUGUAGUGAUUACAUGAUUGAAUUUUAAUUCUGAAAUACCGUUUAAAUUAAUACGCAACCAACACUUGUCUUGUGGUAAAUCAAUAAAAGAACAAUUGACAAACUGCUUUAAAAUUAAAUCAUUUAAUAUAAAAAAAUAAUAAUAAAUCAUUAAUCAUAUGUUCAAAAUGUAAAGAAAAAAAGAACCAUUUUACAUGAUUAAAUAAACCAUAAAAAACUAUAUUAAAAAACAAAUAGCAUCAUAAUAAUAUUAUAAAAAUUUUCAAACAUUAAAAAUUCACAUUAAGAUAACAUAGGGAAAAAGGCUAUUGGGGAGGUCUUUUCCUGUAAUAUUCGAUGAACAUUAUAGCAUAAUAGAUUUAAUUUCGUAUAAAUGACCUGUUCAGUAAAAAUAUCGGGUAUCAACUACUUAAAAAAAAAAAAGUUUAUAUUUUUAGUUUGUAACUUUAGAGUGGUGGAAUUCCGUAUGUAACUACGUUAUUAUAAUAAUUAUUGCAAUCGAAAUGUUGUUUUCGAUCCUUUGCUACAAGUUUAACGAUUGAAAUAUUAUGAUGGUAUCUAAGAAAUCAAUAUGUGUUUUUUUUAAUUUAAAAUAUCAGACUUUGAAUCGUAUUUUGAAAUUCACGAGUAAAAUAGUCCAGUACACAAAUGCCGUGUGUCAUUAUAAUAGAGUUUUCGAAAAAACCGUUUUAUUCUUUAUUAGUAUAUAUUUGAAUAUUUCAACGAACGUAGCUAAAAGUUUUUAAACAAGUUUUGAAAGAUUUCAAAUAAAUCUGAUCAAUUCUAUUACCUUCCUUUUUCAGUCAAAAAAAAUGAAUUCAUACGUCUUUCACUGCAACAGCGUUCAUCGUUCUUGGGAACACUGAUUUCGUUAUAUUUCUAUAUUUUAUUUUAAGAGCACUUAAAAAUUCGUUUUCUCUACCUUUUUCCCCUUAAGCUUUUUUCCGAUGAAAAAAAAAAAAUAUAUAUUUUAAAAGUUUUAUUUAAAGAGUUUAAAACAAUAUUAGAAAAAAAAGCGAUCGCCGGAAUACAGAUACGUGGCUCGUAAAAUGACAAAAUUUUCAUCACGUAUAUAUAGAACAUAAUUAUGUAUAGUUAUAUAAUAAGUAUAUCGUAUAUGUCAAGUAUAUUAAAAAUUAUAACCAGUCCAUACAACUGCUUCCAACGUAAUAUAAAAUAAUAUUUUUAAAAAUCUAAUAAUUCAAUAAUUUACCACUCAUUUUCUAAUCGACAAACAGUAAGCAAAAAAGUAAAUUUCUUUACAUGGGCCAAAUCAACUUUACUGUGUGUCCAUUUGAACACUGAAAAUCUCCUUAAAAAUUUCUCCACUAUAUAAUUAUGUAUAAAUAAAAUAUUAAUACAUGACUUUGUUUUCCAUUUCAGGUGACCUUAUCCAUAUCGAUUUUGAUCAGUCUUCACGUGUUCUUCUUGCUCGUUGUCGAAAUAAUACCACCAACAUCAUUGGUGGUCCCACUUUUAGGCAAAUAUUUGAUAUUUGCUAUGAUAUUGGUUUCUAUAAGGUAAGUCCAAUAUCAUCAAAACUACGUCGAUUUAUACAAAUAUUAUGUCAGUAAGUUUAUGAAUUAAAUCAAAACCGAGAAACGUAAAUUAUUAUAAUAUUCAAAUAGUUGACGAUUACAAUUUAUAAACUAAAAUUUAUUUUGAACAAAACACGUGUAAUAAAAUAUUGUAAAUUCAACUAUAUAAAUUUUUAAAAAAAAUUUUAAUAUUUUCAAUAUGUAAAUUUUACGAAAGUACAAAUGUUCGAAAACGUAAAUACCAAAUGUUCAUAAACAUCAAAAUAUAUCAUAAUAAAACACAGGCCAGAAUGAUUAUUUUAUCAUAAUUCAAAUAUUAUACAUGUAGAUUUUGAGUAGAUAUUUGUUUUAAGUCAAAUUUUCUAAAUGUAAAUUAGUAAAAAGUAAAAAAUUUCAGUUAAAUAAACAUGAUAUUUAGUUAUCAAUAAAUAUAUAUUUAAAAUUACGCAACAAUUUAUCGGUAGAAAAUAUUUAUAAUUCAUAGACGAUAAAUCGUAUGUAUAAUUUUAUGCAUAUCGAAAUUGUCCACUCGGAAAAAAAAAAUUUUACUAAACACCCGGAUUUUCCAAUGCAGUUUUCAAUAUAAUAUUGUAAUAAUAUGUUUUAAACAGCUUUUUAGCAAUUUGUACGAAACAUUUAAAACGGACAUUUUAAAUAUGCGGUUGACAACAUAGCAACCCCAAAUCAAUUUGGGGUAUGAUAUAAUAGAAUUGCAUCCCACACACAUUUAUCGUAUUGCUGAAGGUGUUAUCGAACGCAGUUUAUAGAUAUUGCUUAUUAGCAUAGUUUGUUUGUAUUACAAUGAAAUAUAAAAAUAUAUAUUAUUUAUAAAUCGUGAAUAUUUUUAAUUACACUGUCAAGAACUUUCGUAAGAUCCAGUACGAAAUUAUGUCAAGUCAUACUUCAAAAAUCCCGUAUAGGUAGCGCUGUAUUAUAUUAUAUACGAGUACAUGAAUAGUCGAAUGCUCAAUUAAACACGUAUUAACCCUUCCGUAACGAAAUUUAAUUGGAUUCGAAUAUCCGACGCUUAUACUCGACUUUAUGAUGUCUAUAAAUAUAAUAUAUAGGUACGCAGUAUAGCAUACAAAUACAAUAAGUGACAAGAGCCAAUACGAGCGGUUGACGUUUAUAUUUCGAAUUGUCCGUUUUCGACGUUAUUUAGUGCAUAACAAUAAAUGGUGAUUGGCAAUAUUACGUAUCACAAAACGGAGUAUUUCACAAAGAACCGAAUUUUAAUUACACCAAAUUAUUAGUAUAAUAUUAUUACCGUUAUUCACAAUAUAACACCGAAAUAAAAUAAAGUCCUGGCGGUAGGGGCGUUUUUAGGGAUGGGCACGGGGAGAGGUAUUGGCUUUGGUUGUCGCAUUUCAAGAGGGCGUUGGAAUCAUUUAAAACGUAGUAAAGUAGUCGUUUUCCCAAAGUUUACAUUUUGGGUCAUUUUUCUUGAGUUUUGUACGGUCCAAAACAAUAAUUGUUUGAUAAUUUUAUCGAAAAAUCCGAACGUAGAAUUCGGGUGCUACCUGCAUAGUAAUAAUUAAUAAUAACCGUUAAUAUUAUAUUAUACUAAAUACGAAACAAAUUUGAUUUUUUUUUUUUUUUUUUUUUGGUGAGAAUUUGCUUACUACCUAAUAGUGACGAAUAUAAUAUUAUUUACCUAGAGAUAACGAAAAUGUGCAUCAUACUGAAUAAAUACAGUCGUUUUUACAAAAUCUUUGUGUUCAAUGUCCCGAAUAAAUAAAUGAGCUCCGUUGUACUCUAGUCCUAUACAUGCUUAUGUUAAAGAAAAUAAUGGAUAAUAUUGCCCAGGUACUUUUACAUUAGAUUAUAUUAUCAGUUAUUAACUAUUGAGGAAAUAAAGAGCCAAAAGAAUUUAAAUAGUGCAUCUUGUAACACAUUCUGGUAAAAAAUAUAAUAGAUUUUUUUGCUUACAUUCGGAUCGAAUGCAACCUAAUAUCUUUGAAUGAACAUAUUCAACAUAUUUUUGUGUAGAUAUAAGGGGAUUUUUUUUUCUAUCAUUGUCAUUUUAAACAGUGAUUUUCUUGGAGGAUUUGAAAUAAUUUCGAUUCAUUUUUUCUUUCCGACACCAUUAUGAAAUUGAUCAAGUUCUAUUUAAUAACUAUUUUAAAAUUGUUUUUCCAAACAUUAAAUGAAUAUAUUAAAUUGUAUUGUGCAAUGGCACACUCUCACCGUAUUUUCGAACAAAGAUUCAAGAGAAGAAUAUUUUUCUAAAAAUGUCGAUGUGCAUAAUAGUAGUAUCGGAUAGGUACAUACCUGUUAAUGAGUUCUAACAGUUUAAAAUUUAGACCGGAAAAGUAAUACAUUACAGUAAUUAAACACACGUGUCUUUAGAUAAUCACUGUUUCCUAUUCUUCUGGUCUAAAUUUCGAAUUGUUCAAAAUCCGUAAAUGGUAUAAUGUUAUAAGUGUUACGCAUAGCAAAAUGUUUAGAACAAUAUUGUCUAUAUGUUUUAAAAUCAAAAAAUAAUCAUUUCGUUUGAGGUGAACGGAAUAAUGAUACGAUUUUUUUUUAAAUAUUGUAAAUAGGAUCAUUAUUAUAAACGAUUCUAUAACAUGAUUGAAAAAACAAAAAUCAAUUUUACUCGAGAUCUUUGCGUACAAUCAAUAAAACAUCAGUAUUUAUUGAACACACGAUUGUGUUUAAUUUACUAAUAAUAACGGCCCUCGGUAAUUAUUUGUUCAGAAAUAGUCAGACCGGUUAUUAUUGUGAUUUCGUAAUGCAUGUAAAAAGCAAAAAAGCCUAUUCCAUAUUUUCGGUAAAAAAUCAAUGCACGUAAAAUAACAUAGUAAAGCAUAUUGCAAUCAAAAUCGUCCAUCGCAAAAACACAAUAUUUGGGUUAACUACCUUAUAUUGGUAUACGUGAUAUUUGAAUGCAUGGAAAUCGAACGAAAUAAUAAAAUAACAAUGAUCGCAUGAACAACGAAAUGAAAACAUUAUAAAUAUCGUAGGUUCGAGGGAGUUUUUACUAGUAUGAGAUAUGGGAAAUGGUUUUGUUUGCUACUAUAUUCUGAUAAUUCGAUUAAAUCCCAAUGGUACACAAUAAUAAUAUGAUGUUUUCAUAGAUUUUAUUGAUAUUUCACACACUAUUAUAAAAUACUUACACGAAUAGGUAAACAUUACGAGUGUGUAACGGAUCACGAACACCUAUAAUUUGAUUUCGAAUCUCGUAUUUCCGUUUGAGUUUUUUUUUUUUUUUAUUUAUUUAUUCGGACCCGUUUUUACAUCCAAAUUCGAUUACGAUUGUUUUUGUUAUUGUAGUUAUUGUUCUGCAGCGGGAAAAGUGAUAAUUCUAAAUCGGUCAAGUUCGAUACUAAAAUUCUAUUAGUAAGUUUAUGUGUACACGAUGUACAUAUAUAUAUAUAGGUACACAGUUUAGAGUUUGUCGCCGUUUGUUAGUAAAAAGUUUUCUAUACGUACACUACACAUACGCAUAAACAUACGGAUAUUUGGCUUUGUUGAGGAGAAAAACUUGGAAGAUAUGCGGAUCGCAAAGUAUGGUUUUACUAAUUAAACGUAUAAAUCAAACAACGUUAAACGAACUUUAAUUUGGACUUCGCGAAACCAUCUCCCUCUCUCUCGCUGAGUCUGGUAAAGGCUUCGUAUUAAUCGUCGUACGAUUUCCACGCGUUUGACGAUUGUAUAUUACGUAUUAUUUUUCAAAUUAUCAUCAGUUAGUUGUAAUAUUUUCAUAAAUAAUAAACUAUAAAAAAAAUCGAUUAGUUGAUUAGGAAUCUUUUGGAUCGGCUUUUAAAUGGAAAUAAUCGCUGCUUCGUACGAAACAUGAUAUCUACCGAAAGUCAAUCCCUCAUACACGUAUACAUAUCAACGCUACUUAAUUAUUGAUUAUUUUCAUUUUUAUUUAUUUCACCGGAAGUGCCAGAAAUCUCAUCGCCAAAUAGCCGUGUCGAUUGUACACGGCGAUUUUUUUUAUUGUGAAUAAUAUGAUAGGUAAUAACUUGCUUAUCUACAACCUUUCCCAACUCCUCUAGUUUAAACUUUAUAUUGUUAUAACUCUUAAACGAUAAAUCGGAUUUUAGUGUUAUGCAUAUUAAAAUUUCUAGAAAAAAAUUUUGUAUUCAAAUCUGUGUUUCUGAGAUCCUCUGAGAAUUAUCUCAGAGAAUUUUUAACCAGCAAAACCAGCAAUUAUGCUGGUUUGAGAUAAAAAAAAAAUCACUCUGUAUUGUUUCAUUUCACUGGUUGCGUCAUAUCGAUCAUUCGAUAAAGUUGUUGGGGUAUAUAAAUACCUGUGUACUGCUACAAAUUAUCUGACGAAAAUUAUACGCCCCGGCAAUACGACGUGAAAUAAUUGGAAAGCGAACAAUUUUAUCUUCUCCUAGAUUUAUUUAACGGAUUUUAUUACUUGAAUAAUAUGAUUCGUUAAAUUUUUUGUUCGUUUUUUUGAAAUUAUAUCGUAGUAUACCUAGCUAUUAUGAUUUCCGUAGGGUAUUACGUAUACGUAGCGUACGCAUUAAUCCAAUGCGUAUACAACAAAACAUAUAUUGAUAGCAUUUGAUGUUCUGAGACGGACGAAUACAUGUCUCAUAUCAUAUCAAUGAAAUCAUGCAAAUUCUAUAAUCAAUUUAAAAAUGCAUCGCAAACUAAAAACGAUUCUGUAUAGGGUUCGAUUAAUCAUUUGAAAGUGCAGCAAAAAGUAUUUUGGCAUGUUUUAAUUGGAGCAGAUUACUAAUGGAAAAAAAAAAUAAGCACACAAUAUCACAGUGAAACCAAUACAUUCCUCGCUACGCUCGAAAUCUAAUACGAGGAUAAGUAUAUAUGAUAUCAUACUGUUCUUCAUAUUUCUAGACAAUAAUGUAAUAUAUUAUUUCACACAUCGAGAGUCGAGACCCGUUCGUACUGCUCGUAAAAACAUUAAUAACAAUGGAAAUAAUAAUAUCCUCGCGUUGCCGGGCUGGAUGUUAGUGUGUACGUAGGUAUACAAACAUUUCCUGUGCCGGCGAUAUCGGGGUGACGGUUAAUAGGGUUGGAACAAAAAACACAAUAAAAAAGACGCUAAAAACUGCUUUGGAAUCCUAUUCCAUUUGGUGGACACAAACGUGUACGUAUUUAGGUACAUGAUAAUGCUCUCACGUAUUCCAUUUCAGAUUGAAGCAAAGGUCACAAAAAAAAAAAAUAAAAAAUAAAAAUAUAUUGCAUCCUAUUGUUUUCGCUUUUUCUUUAUUUAUUAUUAUUGUUAUUAUUUUAUUUUUGUAUAUAGCUUUCACAGCGUGAUAAACUUUGAAACCGUUAUUGUGUUACAUAAUAUAUAUAUACAUAAAUAAAAAAAAAACCUCAUGGCUUUUUAUUCGCAUAUUUUUUUUAUUUAUAUUUUUAAGUUUAAAUAUUCAAUAUAAAAAACGUGUCGCCCAUUAUCAAUUCGGUGUUAUCUUAUUUUCAAUGGAAUCCUACUAUACGACGCUUAUAAUAUUCGACCGUCCUAUAUUUCAAAAAAACUGCGCACUUAUUUCAUCACAAAUGAUUAAUAUUUAGAUAAAUAAUUAUGGAAGUAAAACAUAUUGAACGGUAUUUAUUGAACAAAUUCAAAUUAUAUUAUUAAAUAUUAUAGGUUAUUUCCACGUUAUAUAUAAAUUUUAUAAUAUUAAGAAUAAAUAAUGAUUAAUUAUCAUGGAUAGAAAAAUCGAAGUUCUGAUAAGUGUGUUUUAAAAUGCCUUAAUUUUUAAACUAAAUUAAAUUUAAACAUAAAACUAUUAAAAAAAUUACUAACUCACGCUUAUCAUAUUUUUUUUUUUUUUUUUUUUUUUAACACUAUGUAUAAUAUGUAAUAAUAUGUAUAACUUAUGAUGAAUCUUCUGUUAAAUUUCCAAGCAUUUUUAUUAAGCCAAAAUAAUUCAAUCUAUACAAUUCUAAAAAAUCAAAUGGUUUGAAAAUUGAAAAUUAUACCACAGCCAAAAAGGCCUCAUAUCAAAAAUAUCCGAUGAUAAUUUUAGAGUUCUACGAUUAUUGAAUCACAACGGAAAUUCAUUACAACAGAAAAAAAAAAAAAACAAAAAUUAUAGAAACCCCACCAUUGCGUAAAUUGUUUCCUUUUCUAAGGUUAUUUCUCAAUUAUUAACAAAGCUAAUAAAUAUUAUUAAAAAAUGACUUUUUCAAUGCACCAAAAUAACAACAUAUUCUAUCAGAAUAUAAAAAGGUUAAUAAAACUAAUUAUUAUACCUAACCAUUAACUUUCAAGUACAGUAUUCGCUAGUGUUAUUAGGUAUUUCACUCUACAAAACGGCCAGUCAGCCUUAUGUUUUAAAUUUGAUUUUAAAGACGUCUCUAUGCACCGUAUAUGUUUACAUAAAUAAUGUAUCAUUUUACAUAGCUCCAUUGUACACGAGCUUCUGCGUUGUUCUCUUUUGACCACGCAAAAACACAAAAACCGCAAAACAAAAUUUAUUACACGAUCUUUUUCUAUUCGUAAACAACCGUUUCAGCGGGAUUUAUAUUUUAUUUUAACUAACCAACUUUCAAGAUUUUGAUUUUCAAAUCGCUACCAGUAUAAUAUUAUUAUCAUCGUUAUUGAUCUUUCAAUUUUCGGAAUCGGGUCUUCGUCUAUAAACGAUUAUCUUUUUUUGUAUAUUUCUAACUGGUCGGAAUUUCCAUAUUUUUUUUUUAUGGCGGUAGGUAGUAGUUACAAAUAUAAACGACUACCGAUCAUACAUAGAUAUUUGGUUUUCAGAAGGACAUCACAAUUUUAUUUAUAUUAAAUUCUGCGUGCGGUACUUAUGCACUUCGUAAUCGAUAUUUUGAUUGCUCAUUUCUACCCGUAGGUAUUUUAAAUAAAAUGAAUCAACCGCUCAUGCAGUCGGUGUCUCGCAGUAGUUCUACUUGAAAUUUCAAUUAAAAUUCGGUAAAAAUAAAAUAUAAUAAAACCAACACGUUCAAUUACCGUUCGGCUUUGUCAAAUCAGUCGAUUCCGGGCCGAUGGUUUUGAAAUUUAAUGUUAAACGUAGUCGACUGGAAUUUUUAUCAGAGUUUAUUCGCAGUGUAUUUCGAAUUUCUAUCAAAACCGAUCAGACAAGAGAAUAUUAUAAUGUUAUAUUUAUUUUAACCAUCAUUAUUCAUAUUUUGCUAACGGGGUUGAGACGACGAGAAGUUUAUACAAAUCCAAACAACUAAAUUCCGGUUGGCUAUCGAUUCGUUCGGUUGAUGGAAACGUUUCGGGGCAACUUUCUACACGAUAUGAGAUAUAAUUUUGAACAGUACGCCUCGAAUUCAAUUAGCUGUUUGUUGGUUAAAGUAAAUUAUAUAUUGAUUAUAGGGCGUUUGGUUAUUUCCCAUCACCGUAACUUACUUACUUAUCGAAACGCGUAUAUUAAUUGUAGAACAAACUUAUUUCAAGUUAACAGUAACUUAUGUUAUAAAUUGAUAUUUCUAUCUAAGCGACUCGAGUUCCGACUAAAGAUACGGUUUCACUACAUAACUUUGGUGAUUAUGACAGUUGAAUUUUUUCGUUUAAGAUGUUCUGAAUACAGGGGGUCAGCUAUUUGUUUCACAAUAGGUUUUAAGAUGAUCGCUUUUUCAAAAUUUUUAUGAGUUUAUAACAAUUUUCGAAUCUUUAAAAGAUGAUAUUAUUCUACAUUGGCUAAAUGCUCAAUAUCCUUACAGUAUACUGCGCUAAGUUCCAUGCAAGGCUAUAUUAUCUGGAGGUCCAGCAAAAAGUACUAUUCAUUAUUUGCAAGAUAAAUGUAAAUUAUGUUCGGAAUAAAAAUAAUAGACGAUUUUAUUUAACUUCUAAAUUCCCCCACCCAUAAAAAAAAAAAAUAUGAUAAAUGCCCAUAUGGCAACUCAGUCUCCAAUCAAAUAUCAUAAUCAUAUUUUCAGAAUAUCUAUUAACAGUGGUAAUUCUUAUAGUAACAUCAUUUUAUUAUAUUAAUAUAAUCAAAAUAUCAUUUGAUCAAUAGUUUUUUUAAUAUUUUAUUAAAAAUAUUAUUUUAAUAAUCAAAUUAUAAGGUUGUAUUAUUCAAAUAUUUACAAUAUACAUUUUUUUCCAAGUAAUUAUUUGAUACAUAAUAUAAUUUUUUUUUUUUUUAUACACAUGAAUUAUGUUUACACAAUAUUAUCAUUACACAAAUACUAUCUGGGAUAUAUACAAAAAAAUAUACCAAGUUCAAUAAUAAUUUGCGAGUAAAUUACAAUAUGAUUUAUAAUAUCGUUGUUUUUAUUUUUUUUCUCCACAUGGAAGAAACAAAUUGAUAGACUUUGGGAAAUGAAAAUCAAUAAAUAUGAACAUAUUUUGCAUCCGUUUCGAUGUAUAUCAUGUCCGAAUUUCGAACAAACCACGGAUUUUAAUUCGAAUAAUUCGGGUUUAUUUCUAUACUUUGUCGAAAAACUUUACGCAUUUCAUCUUUUGAAUAAAGAUAUACUGAUAACAUAACACCUAACCUGUAUAACGAUGUUAAGGUAUAAAUGCUAUAACGGUGCGAUAUUUUUUUUUCACUCGUAUAUUAUAGCGGUCUAUUUUAAAUGGUUACUUAUUAAAAACAAGUGUGAUUUUUUAUUUUUUACGAAUUUUUGUCGUGUAGACCUUUUUUUUUAUUUCAUCGUCAUCGUUAUUAAUAUAACGUAAUUAAAUAUUCGUUUAACGUUGCGUAUAUAUAUAUUAUAGGUAUUCAAUUUUUUUCUACGCGUUCAAUUUCGCGUGCAAUCGCCCGGUUUUGAAUAGCACUUAAAUCUAAUGGCUUUGGCGACCAUACAGGAAUCCAUUCUCAAAAUGGUAAUACAGUGUUAAUAUAUUAAUAAUAUAAUGUAAUAUAGAUCAAUAUAAUUUCCGAAACGAUUAUAAUAAUAUUCAGAUAUAAAUUAUCGUAAUGGGUUAAAUUAUGCGCCGCGGCGAAAGUAAAUAAUUGUUUAUUUCCACUUGCAGUCUUAUAUUAUAACAAAAUAUAUCAAUAUUUUUAUUUUUUUUUUAUUUUGCCCCAUUGAAUUGUGUCCGUAGGUAAAUAUAUUACAUUAUACGUAUUUUCGCCUGUACCUACCUAGAUCGUUUCAAACUAUUAUUUGGUUAAAUAUUAUAAUAAAUAUACAGCCCGGAUUCAAAUGUCAAAAAAUUGUUAAAAAUUCUCAAAAACAAAAAACAAAUCACGUUUAGAAGUAUUUUGAAACGAAUUAACCUAGAGGUAAGGCACCUCCUAACAAAAAUAAGAACAUAUUAGUCGCAUAGCUUUGAAUAACAAUACAAACCAAAUAUACAUUUUGACAUCAGAAUUUAUAAUAUUCAAAGAAUAUCGAAAUUACGUGUAGAGUAGUAUUAGUUAGAGGAGGCUGUGAUAGUUAUCAAUAACUGUGAGAUGGUUUUAUCUAAACUUAAAAAUCGUCCCGUCUCGUUGCGUUUUUUUUAGAAAUAUAUUGAUACAGCAGAGAUGAAUCAUUUCAUGCGGAAAAAGAUUCCACUGAGUGGAACUAAAGUUUUGACGUUCUUCUCGUCAUCUGCAGCAGCUGCUCAGAUUUCUCGCAAUAAUUUCACGAAAGGCGUCAAACCGAGAAUAAUGUCAAAAACGUGUACCUUUGGCGUUCAAUUAUGUAUUAAAUCUUAAGAACUGUGCCAGACUGAGUCGUCACAAAAAAUGUUUCCCCGAGAGAAAAAAAAGGAACAUCAUUGUAAAAAUUAAUAAUUCUGUCCGGAAUAUAACAAUUAAAUACGCUAACAUUGUAAUAAUAUUAUUUUAAAAUCAUCACCAUCGAAAAAGAUUCUAAUCGUUGUGGUCAAACAUUUCUCGUUACAUUUAAAUUGAAAGUUUGAUCAAAUUAUUUUAACAAUGAAAUUAAUUGCAAAUGGUUUUUAACUAAUUUCAAUCGUAAAUUUAAAAUUAAACAAGUAAAAAAAACUAAACUAAACUUUUUGUUUCAACGCCAAGCACCUACACAUUUUAAUUAAAUAUCUAUUCUUAGUUUUUUAACACUGUUAUUAAAAUAAUGUAAUUCGUAUAAAUCGAAAAAUAGAAUGCAAAAUAAAUGAUUAUAAUUAAUACAAUUUUCGUUAAAAUUUGAAUUUCAAACACCUGUAACACAAACAUCGUGACUAUAGAUGUCAAUAUUUUUAGAACGCCAUGGUUAACCAUGAAUUAAAUUUUUUAAUAUUAUGAUAAUCUAAACAAAUUGUAUCCGAAUUUAACCAGAAAAAAAAAUUAUAACUAACUUAAAUUACGCCAACAUAUUUUGUAUAAUAUAAUACCACGACUAUAGAAAAUGCUAUUAUAAAUAAGUACUCGGUGGAAAUUGUUUGUCUCAGCGAUUAUUUUUCACUUAACUACAACAAAAAUAAAACAACUAAACUUUAUUUUUGUAAAUAUGUUCGUUUUUGUCGCUUAGUAAAAAGAAAAUCUAAAUGUGACUUCAUCAUUACAUACCUACUAGACAACAUUUUCUACUAGAUACCAACACACUCAACUAGGAGUUGACGUUUAAAUAAAAGUUCGGAAUCAUUAAAGAAAAUAACGAUAGUUGUUGUAUAACUUACAUUAUUGCCAGAAACGAAAUCGGUUUAGGCAAUUUAAAUUGAUACGAACAGCAAUAGAACACGUUCGAACUUAUAUCUUCCAAAUCGAAAAAUAAAAUUGAUUAGAUAGAAAACAUAGACUUAUUUAAUUUAUAUAAUAUGUACACUAUGAGAAAUCAUUGACAACGAAAAAUAAUUCGGCUAAAACAAAGUUGAAAACAAAGAUCGGUUUAAAAUGAUAUUUUACCACAUCUAGAAAAUGCUAAUAUAAGUACUAUUUGAACAUUUCAAUUAUCCAAAAUCAUUUUUAAUAAGAAAAAAAAAUCGAAAAUAAUGAAAUCGUUGUUGGUUUUUCUUAUAUUUUUUUUUCGUUUUUCACGUUUUCCUCGGUUUUAAUAGGAACAUAAAAAACUUGCCUUCCCAAUGAAACGUCUAAAUGCUUAAAAUUUGCUUUCGGAAUAUAUAUAUGCAACACUGGAAAAACGGAACAAUGUUUCAGACACGAUAAAACGUUUAAAAACGCACACAUCAAAAUAAAACCAAUACGUUCCUCGCUGCGCUCAGCAUCUAAAAUGAUCGUAUUGCAUUAGGUAUUUCUAUUCUCACCGAAAUAAUAAUCCAACAUUACAUUGUCUGCGGGAAUAAUAAAUUAUAUUUGCGCAGUAUUUAUCAACGGGCAGAAUAACUGGAGCAAUAAUAAUAUUUUGCUGUUUGGGAAUACAGUAUUACUGUUAUAGAAAUGUGCCACUAAAUUAAAAACCCUUCAAACACACGUGUACUGUACACUAUAACAUCGAGCAACAGCUGCUGUACAAUACGUGCAUAAUCAAAUGCGGUUUUUUUUUUUUUUUUUGAUCGAAAUAAUUCGGCCCGUUGGCUUACUGCAAUAAUAUUAUUAUUUCGACCGCGACAUUUUAAUGUUUGAACAAUGUAAUAUUUUGUUUAGUUGUUUUGUACCUAUAUAGACCGUAGUUAUACGAAAAGCUUUUGGGAACAAAUUUAUUUUCAUCGUGGACGGCCACAGCGUCACAGGGAUUGCAGUGAACAAAACUCGAGGUCAUCGCCCAUGAGUGUGACACACGUGAAUGUGGGGCUAUAUAGGGCAGCUAGGUAUCAUAGGUUAAACUAGACAACCAUGGUAGAGAGAACAAUCAAUUAUUUUAAAUCACACCAAGAGGGAGGAGGUCACCAUUUAUCAGAGUUAGAAAAAAAAAAUGCUAUUUUCUAUCCAAAAAUAUUUUUGUGGUGGGAAUAAUCCACGAAUUUGGCCAAAAAAAAUGUCUUUCCCUGUAGACCCGUGAAUUUAUAUAUAAUGCCUAUAAUGGUAGUCGUUUUAGACAUUUAGGACUGAAGUGGUAGAAUAGGUAGGAGAGGUAGACAAUAUUGUGGUAAAUAUAUUUCAAACUCUAAGCAUAAUAUCCAAUAUUACACGAAAUGGCACCCCAUUUCCUUUUUCACCUUUCACAUAUCUUAAAGUCUAAGCAAUUGCAUUAUUGAAACACUGUUCGCAUCAUUACUGUAGGCAGGUAUAUCAUACUAUGAUUGAGUUUUAUAAAACGUAUUCGUCGACUAAAUAGAAUAAAUUUUAGUGGGUGAACAUAAAAUUGAAUCGUCGCGGGUCAGAUUGAAAUUUCAAAAUUAAAUUUAUAUGAUUUCCGGGCCCCCGAAUUUGUUUCUUAGAUAAGUAUAAAACUAAUAACUGUCUAUGAACGACACACAAGCGAUUGACCUAAGAAGGGUUUAAAAAUUCAAUUCAGAGGAGAGGGAGCAUAAAAAGAGAUUCGAAAUAAUACUGUUUGCACGAUAAUGUCGGAAGUUAGCAAUUGUAUUUCAUUAAAAUAUUCAAAGGUUUAAUAUUACGAUUGUAAUAAUGUUUCUUAUUAUAAAUAUGAAACUUUCAAUAUUCUAUAAUAUGUCUGUGAGGACUCAGAUUUUUUUGUUACGCUCUAAUAAUUCUUUAAGCUUUAUAUUUUUCUCGGUGAGCCGUAUGUAAUACGAAUUGAUUCGAAGGAGAAAAAAACAUUUAUCUAUUUAUUCAUCUUUUGGAGUAUUAUUAUUAUUGAUAGAAAAAAAAAUAAUCUUUUUUUGUGAAAAAUAACACAUAUUAUUUUGCUUCAAAUAUCCGAUAUAAUGCGUUUUAAACUUCAAAUUUCUUAAUAUAAUUUAUUGUAAAUUAAAAUUGUGUUGGAUAAUAUAAUUGUUUAUAUGAUAAUAUAGUGGAACAAUUGAACUUGUUUUUUCUUAUGAAUGUAUGUUUUAUAAUUUUACUAUUUAAAACUAUUAAAAUCUAGGUCCAAUCUCUUCAGAUUGUAUACAUAUAAUUCGUCCAGAAUGUUACCUGUAUACAGUGUAUGUACUAUGAUUUUUCACAUGUAGAGUGUUCCACGAAGCUAUAUCAUAACGAGAUCUCGGAAUUUUUCGACAUUUUAAGAAACAAGCGGCUUUAAAAUUUUAUAUUUCCAUCAAAUGUUGCUGACCACGUCUUUAUGAUGGUCUUUCCACUGCUUUAUCAUUGUCUAAACUUAAUAGCGAAACAUCUCGUUAACGAAUUGAUAAAAACUACAAAUGUCAACAGUGACGUUUAGAUUUACUGUUAUCUAUUAAUGGAAUAUUUAUAAAAUAAGCUGUUAUUUGAAAAUCACAAUCACCAACAGUGGUGGUUUCACCUUCGAAAAUAAGGGUAACAAAAAAAAAAAAACGGUAAUAUAACAUUUUAGAGCUAUUCGGUUCAUAAAUAAUUUAUAAACAGAGUAGCUCGAAAUUUCAUACUUUCCGAGAUAUUGUAAGGGGAUUUUUUUUGUAGGACAGUGUAAAAUUAUUUAUUUUGUUUUUAAAGUGAUAUAUUUAUUUUUAAUUUACCGGACUCUAUUACGCGUAUUUUUACGUUUUGUUAACUUUACAGUUAUUUAUUACUUCUCUACUAAAUGUUGGUGCACGAUGUGUUUUUUUUUUCAGUAUAUGUGUGACCGUGGUGGUGUUGAACGUUCAUUUUCGAUCACCACAAACGCACAGAAUGGCACCUUGGGUGAAGCGAGUGUUCAUUCAUAUCCUGCCCAGACUUUUGGUAAUGCGAAGACCUCAGUAUCAGUUUGAACCGAACAAGUAAUGUAUAAGAUACCUAUGCAAGAUAACAUUUUUUUUAAGAGAAAAAUUAAAUUAUUAUUUUCAUCUCUUCAUUAUCAAAAAAAAUUACUUUUUUAAUUAAUUAGCCAUUUUGCAAAAAUAUUAUUAUUAUAGAACAUUUUGUUACCUAUAUCACUCAUUCAUAUCCGAUUAACAGUUACUUAGUUAUAGUGGCUUUAAUAUGAUAUAGAAAAUAGGCGUGAAAACAAUUAAUAUUCAAUAAAAGAUAAGGAAUGGCCGCGCUGAGUUUUAAAAAGUAGAAAAAUAAAAAGUAAUUGUAUGUGUCCUCGUCAUACAAAACCCGAUUAAAAAAAAAAAAAAUGAACAUUUAAAAAGAGUUAUUAUCAUAAGGAUAACACUGUAAAACACUCUGUAUAAUACUAUGAUAUAUGAAUAACAAGGUAAAAUCGAUACAUCGGCUAUUUGUAUAUUUUACACGUUAAAAAUUAAAUAUAAAUAUCGAAAAAUCGUGUGGACAAAAUAAACGCGCGUAAACCAAAAUUAAAUUUGUAGUACGCUUGUUUUCUUUAUUUUAUUUUGGAUUUCUCGCAGUUGGACCUACCUACCUGUCGUUCUGUUUUGGUAUUCUGCCCGACAAUUGUAAUUUAUAAAGCAUUUACCUACACCCUUGUUAAUAAUAAAAUACCUACGCCGUUAGAACAAUUUAUCAGUGUGGUUGAACAUAAUAAUACGUUUAGAUUGAUGUAUUUAUUUAAACGUACCUACCCACUCGGAUCUAAAUAAAAUUAUAUGGUUAUUUUUAUUUUUUUUUUUUUUUUUAUCAAAUAUUUAUUGGGAUUCUAAAACCUGUACAUUCGCCCAAAUAUAUUUAAAACCUACUAUAAAUUUCCUUAACAUGUUAUUGUAAUAUAUUUCUCGUCAAAUUAUAUUAUUUAUUUUAAGAAUUAACAUAAUGUUUUAAAAAUUAACGUUUGAAAUCUAAAAAAAAAAACCAAAAAUAAUGAAGUUCAUUAACCGCGGGGAUUGAAUUUUAAUCGUUUUAAUAAUAUUUUUAAUAGUAAUUGUGCUCGUUACAAUAAUAGGCAUUGCAAGUUACAAUAAAUUAUAAUUUAUUUAUUUAUUAUUUGUAUAUUUAUUUGGCAGUAUAAACGACGUAACAAGGGAAAAAUUAUAAUUCGGCGUAAUUAUAAUUUUUCUAAAUGAUGGUUUUUUUUUUUUUUUUUAAUUAAACGUCCUACAGUUUUCGGCCAAAUUUAGUAAUUUAAAUUUAACGUUAUUCCCGUAAUCCGAUCAAGCCGAAUUUUCGCGCACGCUUUUAGUAUUAUAAUGAAAAUACAAACUUCAAAUAUUAAAAAAUUAAAAAUGUUAAUUCAUAUUAUUUUGUUAGUAUUAUUUUAUUCAAAUUACAUGAAUGUAAAAAUGCUCAUGAAAAAAACUACAUGUUAGGCCAUAAUGUACUAUUACUACUAUUAAACAGAAAUCAAAAAUCGCAAUUACACAAAGUUUGUCUUUCUUUAUUAUUCCGAAGGUAGUUGACGGGCGUUUAGUAAACUAUAAUAGAUACUGUUUUGUAUGAUAAAACACUGUACAAAUAUGGUACAUUAGUACCUACAAUAGGUAUACCUAUUAAAUAUGCAUUAUUAUGUGUUAUACACAUACACACGAAUACGCACACGCACACGCAAACACACAGGCAGCCGAAAAAUCAUAAUAAAUUAUACUCACAUAACAUACUUUGAUUAUGAUGGCGGUUUUUUUAAACGGAUAUAAAUUUUGGCAAAUAUCAAGCAAUCAAGAUUCAUUGAAAUAAGGUUUUUAAUAAAUGACACGUAGAACUUCGUGCAUGCAAAAAAUAACGACAUUUAUAAUAAUUAUUGUUUUAUAUACACACAUCUAUGAGUAUAAAUCAUUUUAAUUAAUAUCAGUCACAUUGUUUACAGAUUAUGUUUAUUAUUCGCGUAUACUUGCAGCUUAAAAAAUAGUAUUAUACAUUUCCUACUAAGACUUGUUAAACAUUUUUGGGAAUUUGCUGGAAAAAGUUUUAAAACUAGUUAAAUAUUAAAGUAUAUAGUACUAAAUAAAUACAUUCCUAGCACUACAUAUGAAAUACAAAUUUUAAAAAGAAAAGUAUCCGACAAUAUGCCCUAUGAGCCCAUGGUCAUUGUUAGACAUUUGUCGAAUUGGUAGGCUAACAGAUUCUGAAAAAUUCCCCUUAAAGUGUCUAGUACCAAAUUCCAAUUACCAAGUACAUACUUAGUACAAUCAUAAUAUUAAAAAUGAACGGAACAAUCGCAAAAAUUAACAUUUAAUUCUCCAGUACUCGAAUUGAGGAGAGUAACGCAGGGGGAUUCCAAAUCUCAAUUAUUUUUUUCAGACUUAUUAGAGUUCCUUUAUUAUUUAUUUAUAGUGGGAUGCUCGGGACGGUAGGUAUACAGGCUGAUAACUCUAUCGUAUUCAUUAUCUCGGAAAGUAUUAACUUUUUUUUAGAAUUUGUUUUAUAGAAAAUUUAAGAAACUAGUAGCUUUAGAAUUUUACAUUUACGUUUUUUUUUGUCCCCCUUAUUUUCAGGAGUAAAACCACUAUCUAAUUUUGGUUUUCAAAUGGCAACAUAUAUUAAAAAUUCCAUAAAUAUUUGGAGUAUUUAUUAAAAUAAAUUUUGGUGUCGACAUUUUUGAUUUCCGUCAAUCUAUUGACGAGAUAUUUCACAUUUAAGUUUAGUUCAAGGGAGAAUAGUGAUGCGUUACUAAUACGCCGCACGCCGUUCCACCAUACAAAUGAUCCUAUGAUCAUUCUAUGACCUCUGAUAACUAUGUUAAAAAUAAGGAGGGAAAUUGUAAGAAAAGACCUUGUAUAUACAAAAUACAUUUUUUUUCGUUCUAGUUUAGUGUUUUGUGUAUGCAAUAGAUACAGUUUAGCUACAAGUUCAAUUUGUUUCUACACAAAAAAUAUGAUUGUAAAAGAAACGAUUUAUACACUAUAGGUAGAUGUAUACUCUCAAAAUAACAGACUUUAAGGAAUAAUAACUUUUUUGCCGUGGAAGUAUUGUUUAAAAAAAAAUUAUCCGUCACUCAUAUAGGUAUACUUUCUGAAGGAUCAUACAUCCUUUAAAUAAUAUACCUGCACCUUUAAAUACAUAGUUUUAUAACCAUUGGGGUUUUCCUGAAAUGCGUAGAAUAACAUUUAAUCUUAAAAAGAAAAUAUCAAAAGAAACAAAAUAAUAUAUGCAAACAUAUAAAAUUUUUCGUUUACAGGUUAAAGAAUAUUGUUUUUCAACUAUAUAAUAUUACUAGCUGUCCCGCGCUCGGCGUUGUCCGUGGUAAUUUUUUUUUUUUUUUAACCCUUAUUCAUUUUUUAUUGGUUUUGGCCGUGUCAAAAUUGAAUGAUAACAAACAGGUGGGUAGUGUGUAGUCCACUUUCGGCGAACUAAAAGUUUUCUAUUGUAAAAUCUUAAUAGUGUAAAUAAUAAUAGGUUAUAAUAAUUUAUUAAAAAAUAAUAAUUAUAUAAUUAUAGUUUUCUUAUCCGCGCGUGACAACCAAAUAUUUUAUCAUCCGUACCAUACCAUCUAGUCAACUUGAGCUUUCAAAAAUGAUGCUAAACGUAAAAAUCUGAGCAAGUAUACUAGGAAAAAGCGUAUCCACAGAUUGGAACAAAGAAGAAAAAAUAAACGGCCUUGUAAAACCAGCAGCUCCCUCGCUACGCUUGGAAUCUAAAAAAAUAAAUAAGAAAUUGGAUAUUUAUAUUAAAUAUACCUAAAAACCACUAUUUUACCACCUUAAGUGUUGAAUUUUCAAAAAUACUUUUAUAGCGAUUGUCAAAGUCAUAACAGCUAUCUGUGUGCCAAAUUUCGGCCUGAUCCGACCGAUUGGGCUAGGUGAUGAUGAAUCAGUCAGUCCGCCGGUCAGUCAUUCAGAAAAUAUUAUUUUAUGUAUAUAGAUUGAUUAUUAUAAGGUUUAUGAAGGUUUUUGAAGAAAUAUUUCUAUCUAUAACUCACUGAUUGUUAUUAUGUAUUUUCUGAAAUUUAUUCCGAUAAUGGAAUCAACUUGAGAAAAAGAAAACAAAAAUGUUAAAUGACUUAAUCGAUAUUAAACAUAACUUAAUUAUGAUGAAAUGGUGAUGGGUAUUGGAUAGAACUGUGUGAUGGGCAAGAAUUAAAGUAUAGUUGGCCCUCGAUAUUGUGUGAUAAAAUAAUAUUUAUUUUUAAGCAUUAGUUUAAAUAAAAAUGUAUUAUUGUUAUUCAAGAUGGUCCGAAGACCGUUUUCAAUAUUAUUUCUGACAACGAUGCCUUGGUUAUAGGUUCAACGCCGGUUCGAUAAUGCUGAAGGGUAGAGACAUACAUCCAUGUUUCUUCCAGGCGGGUUGCGGGUACGACAGCGCUGUAGUAGAGUCCGGCAAUGACAAGGGGCGCCGGCAAACCGACGACAGUAGCACGUCGAAAGGCACCAGAGAAACGUCCAAAGAAGAUCUGUCCAGGUCGGUAUACAAGUCCGCGUCCGCGUAAUAAAAUCAUUUGUUGGUUUUUUUUUUCGCUGGACCGCUCUUACAAUCAACAAUAUUAUUAUAAUUAUUUAUUAGUAAAUGUGUCGAAAUUCUCUCAGAAUCACGAAAUGGAUCCCUUUCAAAAACGAUAAUCAUUAUUAUAUUCUGAAGGUAGAGCCUUGUCGGUGUAACCAAGAUUGUCUGUUCAUUUUGGUUCAUUUUGUUAGAGAAAUUCGAUAGGGUCAUUUUCCUCUAUCGUUUAAGCUGUUGAUCUUAAUAUAUACAGGUUGGUUCAUUCGCCUUUUUAAGGAAGUUUCGCACCUCGAGGAGACGAGAUUGCCCUCUUUACUGAGCUCAUUUACUCCAAGGCCUUUCGACUUUGCAGAGUCGCUUCCUUAUACCAGGAGACUUUCGGUAUUCCUAUUAGUCGCCUUUUACGAUAGAGGGAACAGCUCAUGAUCUUAUUUUAACCAGAGCACCACACUUUUCACACGUGGAAAACGAUAAUACAAUAUUAGUGUACAUAUAUCGCACUGUUGACUCAGCGGAGGUGUCGGAGCGAACGUAAAAGGAUUAACGGUCCUCCUUCGCAAAGCAGUGUCACUACCGCUGCCGCCGUCGUUUGAGUAAAUUCGAGAUAUUUUUGCGACUCAAAUCUCACCGGAUUAUUCGUUCGCGAGUUGCAGUUUUAGCGGCAAUAAUAUAAUAAUAAGGUUCAACGAUUUCGCCUGGUGACAUUAUUCGCAUAGCUGGGUUUUUGAAAGUGAUGCCGCUGACGCUUUUCCUGCCCACUCCCAAAAAUAAUUAAGCAUUACUUUACGCUACUUAUUAUUAUAUUACUUUCGACGGCAAAAUCUUUGACAUUAUCCUUGACGUGGCGUUCAAAUAAAACACUUUGUGUGUUUUACGUGAACAUCGCCCGCAAUCGAGUUAAACAAUUCACCGAAUUAGGCACCUACCUAUACAUAAUAUUAUAGGUUAUUUUAAGUACCUACAUUAUAAUGUGAACUGUUGAGUUGUAAGAACGCGCAACGAGUAAAAUCUUUAAUCGAGUAAUAUUAAUAAAACUCGAGGGACUAACUAAACGAAUUACAAAACUGCUGAUGUAUUAUUACAAUUAAAUCGGUAUGUAUAAUUCAAAAAAAAAAAAAAACGGGUAUCUAUUAUUUCUAACAGUAUGAAAAAAGUUCCCUUUUUGUUUCCAGCGCAUCUAUAUUUACUUAUAUGGUUUUUCGAGAACUUCUAUAGUUAUACACAUAUUUUUAUUUCUGUAUAGUAAAAAAAAUGAAUAACAUAAACCAUAUAAUAUAUAAACAGUGCAGCUAUCAGUGGAUAUCGGAUUUCGGGGUAAACCAUAAGAUAUCGAAGUAUAAAAAAUACAAUAUACAUUAUACAUAACAGUAAUCUUUAUAACCUUUUAAUAUUAAAUAAAAGACUAGCUUAUACUUCAAAAAAAACACCGCAAGAAUAUUCAAAGUAAGCUAUUUAUUUUGUUUAAUGUAAUUUUUAAAAAUAUAUUAAUUUGUAUAUAGGAGUAUUAGAAAGGUUUAACUAAAUUUGUAAUAAAAAUUUAAUCAUAACAGUAAGUUAUGAUGACUUAUUAAUAUUAAGACUAAAAUAAAAAGAGCUGAUACUGCUGAUAGGAAAUUGAGAAGGUAGGAUAAAGUUGUUUAAUUUAUAUCAAUAAGAAACGAUAAACCAUUUCUAAUAAAAAAUAAUUCUGAGCAAAGUUAGUUUAUACACGGUUUGAAGCACCAUAAUAUUUACGAUUUUCAUUAAACCUUAGUCUUCAAAAUAUUGUACAAAAAUUAAAUUUUCGAACAUCUUACCACAUCUAGAAAAUGUAAAUAUAAGUUUUCUGUCAAAUUUUUAGUCUACGAAUAUUUUUCACUGAAUUAAAAUAAAAAACAAAAUUACAAAUAAUGAAACCCUAUUAUUUCCUUAAACUUUUCUGUUUUUUCUACGUUUUUCCGGUUUUGCUCAAUUACUAAGAAAACUACUUGGGAAAUUAAACAACGACUUAUUUACUCACUAAUAAGAUUAAAAAUAUAAUAAAAAAAAAGUCCCUUAUCGUUUUUUGAUUGAGGCAAUGUUUCUGAUAGAAAACAUAAUUAGUACAAAUUAAAAAUAAUAAAAUAGAAACGCCGUAAAUUUGUCAAUUUUUAUUUUAGGUAUUUUUCGGGUUUUUCCCAAUUAUUAUGAAAACUGCUUGAAAAAUCAAAGAAUAAUUUAAUUCAAUUAGCAACUAGAUCCAAAUUUCAAUAAAAAAAUUCACUUGGCAUUUUCGAUUAGGUAAACAAUAUUUCUGAAAAAAAAACAUUGUGCGUAUAAAUUAAAAACAAUGCAAUCGGUAAUGCUGUGGUGCACCGUAUAUAUUUGUCGUUUUUCCUAUGAUUUUAUUUCCGGUUUUUCCAAAUUAUUUUGAAAACCUCUUAGGGUAUCAAAAAAUGACAUCUUGAAUGUACCAACUAGACUCAAAAUGCAAUAAAACAGUUUUCUAUCGUUUUUUCGAUUGGGGCAAGUUUUCUGUUCAAAAAGUUGCGUACAAGCAAAGCUAAGAACACUCUCCCUUACAACAACAUGGUGAAAAUUCAUAUCGAAAUUCAACCGAAAUUCUAUCACUUCAAUCCACCAAUAAAAAUUAUACUUUAGUUUUACAAAUUUGAGCUCAUUCGGACUAAAUAGUUUAAAUGGAAGUAUUAGAGAAAUGUCCAAAAGUAUAGAGAAUAAUAUAUACCUAUACAUUAUAUAAAUAUAUAUAAAUUAUAGGUAUAUAUAGGUUAUAUAUAUAUAUAUAUAUAUAUAUAUAAAUAUAACACACACCAUAGACAACGCUGCAACGGAAUAGCCUCUGUUUUCGGUGAAAAUUCAACAACAAAAUAUAGCGUGUGUAUAACAAACAAUAUAUUAACGAUAGAGCUACCUACCUACACAGGAAGACGAGCACACGACUUUAUUGCUUUUAGGGAAGGAAGGAAAUUUAUUUUAUUCGUGUUUAUUGUUUGCGCGAAAUUUUGUUGAAGUAUUUUACUGGCAGCCGUUUUAUUUCCCUUUGUUUAUGUAGAGUUGUUUCGAAAAAAACAAAAUACGUUAAGUCUUAUUCAUGUUUCAUGUUUCACCGUGGUUUUAUAAGACAUAUUGAUAUAAAAACAUAAUAUUAUAUUAUACCGUGUCUAUAGUCGUGCAACGAUAUUAUCAGCCGGGUAAAAAUACAAAAUUAAAUAUAACUUUUCGAUACUUCAAUGUAAUAACCUGAAUUUUCACUCACUCGGUAUAAACUGGAGUGAUGUGGCACCGUCAAAAAGCACGCAAUACUCGAAUAAAUACAAAAAAUAAAUAUAUGUAUUAUAUAUAUAUUAUAUGUAUACUUAAGUUUCAAACAGCUUAAAAAAAAAAAAAAACAACAAUAAUAAAUUGUACAUCACAAAAUAAAAUUACUGACGGUUAAAAUCAUCGUUUACAAUCUAAAUGUUAAACGAUUUUCACGCACGAAUAAAAUCUGUACAAAGAAUUAUUAUUAUUGCUAUAUAUUAUUACUCCCGACGUCGGGUAUAUUUUGAAUGCGUAAACACGCAACUUUCGUAGUUCAAAACGUUUUGUUAAUAAUAGAUAGUAUGUUAAAAACGUUUAUUGGGUAAUUCAGUUUAAAUAUGUAACAGCGUAACACAUUGCACACGAAAAAUCAACUCUGAGCGGAGUUUAAGAGUAAAAUCGGAAUAUUUUAAGAUAAAAUACUUACGUAAUAUUUUUACAGUGACGGCGAAGCAGGCAGCUGUCAAAUACACGGCCCGCCAUCACACAGUGUAAUUUCCGAUGAGAUGUCCGUAACCGAGAUGACGACAGACUGCAGCAAGAGCUCAAUACUUCUCAGGAGCCCCGGAUUCCUGCACUCAUCCUGCCCGCCGGCCAUGCAUAAGUCGUGUUUCUGCAUCCGGUUCAUAGCGGAACACACGAAAAUCACAGACGACGCGACCAAAGUAACUUAUUCAUCAUCUAAAAACCUAAACUAAAAACUGCAAAAAGAAAAACAUUUCUGCGUGAUGAUGACCAGACAUGGGAAUAUUAUUACAAUCGCACAAUCACUUGGUUAUCUGCUGCGAAAAUUUCAAAAUUUCGAGCGUAUCUCCCUUUUGGAUAUUCUGUAACACGUUACUAUAUGGUAAACCAUCACAUCGUUACUGUCCGUAAAAUCAUUUUUCGUAACGCAUACACACGAAGAAUUGAAAUAAAAACUAUGAAUACAAUUUUUUUAUUAUCUCGAAUUUAAUUAAAUUUUCUCUCGGACGACCGGUGAAAUGUUACGUCACCACUGACACAGUCCCGUCAAUUUCAUUCCGUAAUAUAGUCUCAUCGGUUUCCAUUGUGUUUCGGUAUCGGAUCCGGAAAUAGUUAUCCAAUAUUUGGAUUAAAAACCACGGGAGACCUAGUGCAGAAUUGUCGCCAUACUCGGCCAUAAUAAUAUACGCGUAUUGUGUGUCGCUUAUAGUAUUUUCAAACCGUUUUCAAGUUUGCGAUAUUUUAAGAACCUAUUUAUAACCGUAUCCGCCCAUUUAACGUGUUGUCUGGCCGUAAACCCGACAGAAACUUACCUAUUAUAGAGAACUAUAGAAACUAUAAUAGUAGUCUAUCCCGUUCGGGAAAGUGUACACUGCAGAAGUAUAGUAAUAAAUAGACAAACGCAACACGCAGUUAUUAUAUCGUUAGAAACGAAAAUAUAAUAAAAGCCGGCUGUGCGGUUUCUCUCGCGGGAUAUAGAAUCUAUUGGGCGCGUGUUUCUGAACGUGAUGCCUCGAGAUAUUCCCGACGUUUUAUACCCAAAUGGCUUGCACUCCGGGGAUCGCUUUCCGCCGUUGUCGUUACAAAUCGAACCGACUUUGUUCUAUCGGUUCGUAAUUCAAUCAUCGUUCCGAAUUUUCCGUUAAUAUAGCAUGUACAUUGUACAGAAUGAUUACUUUGUCAACGAAGAUUUUCAACAUUUCACCCGAAUAGGUACCUACCGGCAAAACACACGUUUUUAUUUUUGAAAAUUAAUUCUUAAAAUAUAAAAAUACGAUCAUUGUAUUUCUACGCUAAAAUGGGUGUAUAUUUUUUAUUUGUUUUAACGCCAAGUUAAAUUGUUAAAUUAUAAAUGUAUCGCAAUAAUUUCGUAGUUAUGUAUGUUUUUAUAAUACAAAUCGAUAAUUUUCAUUAAUGUUUGAAUUCUACGUUUUUACGUAAAAAGUUUAUGGGGUAAGCAUUUUUUUUUUUUUUUUACACCCAAUAAUAUUAAUUCGUGGAAGUCUCUACUGAAAACAUAUUUUAUAAUGCAUUUUUUAAUCACUUUAUUUUACUUAUAAUAUAUAUAUAUAUAUAUAUAUAUAUAUAUAUAUAUAUACAUUAAUCAAAUACUUUUCAUGACAUUUUAGGUAUAUUAUUAUUAUUUUUUUAAUUAUUUAUAAAUAAUGAUGAAAUGUUUUUAAAAUAUCGUAAAACAUGAUUAUUAAAUGAUUUUGUAAUGUCUAAAAAUUUCAAGUCUCUUCGGAAUCAUUUGAUACAUACAGAAUUUUGAUACCUUUUGGGGAGACCUUGUCUUCCCUAGCCCCCCCCCUAUCACCACCAAUAUUGUUUAUGAUAAAAUAAUCAUGCUGUAUUUCGUAAUUUUUGCAGGUAAAAGAAGAUUGGAAGUACGUCGCUAUGGUCUUAGACAGGCUGUUCUUGUGGAUAUUCACUUUGGCCGUGUUCGCGGGCACAGCUGGUAUUAUUUUGCAAGCGCCUACACUGUACGACGAUCGGAUACCGAUUGACAAAAAGUUCAGCGAAUAUCAAACGUAAGUAUAAAAAUAAAAAAUAAAAUAAAAAUGACCAUAAUAAUGACGUUAAAACGUCAGUCGUAAUAAUUAGAUGUAUUGACAGUUUCCAAGCGGAUUUAUAUUGCAUAAUAAAAUUAUAUAUACCGGGGAAAACGAGAUUUUUGAGAUUGAUAUAAUAUGCCUCGGGAAACGUUUUUAAUUUUUACGAGGACAUCGAAUCUGCAUUUGCUACAAAUAUCUUUCUAAUGAGCAACUUAUGUAACCGAAAUGUGCUUUCAUAAUUUUACUUUAAAUUAAAGUGCUCAACCAUUGUCAUAACUAAACGUUAUUUUGGUGCCAAAAUAAAUAGGUAUAACACGUUUUUUUGGUGUUGAUAUUAUUGUCCAAACUAAUUUGUAUUUAGAUAUCACAAAUUUCAGCUUUAGAUGAAUAUUUGCCCAUUUCAAAAAAACUAUUUUUCGCUUUGCUUGUGAAGAAAUAUAGACAUGUAAAAUCAAUAUUUAUCAAGUGAGAUAUUUUAAUGGGUACUUAUUUGAAAUUAUGCAUGGAUGGAUGGGCUUUUUAAAUAUUAGCUGCUUAUGGAUAUGCACACAGGUUUACGCAGAAAGAGAUUUUUUGAAAACAAAACCUUUUUCGUUUUUGAGUAUGGAAUUUUGAAUAGAAAGGGGAGAGUAGUCUCAAGAAGAGUUCUUGGGGAAUCAUACUGAGUUACCGAAAUUAAAAUAGUAUCAAAAUGAUUUUUAGGACUAACGUGGUCCGAAUACGUAUACUAUUGAAAAUACGAAAAUAAAUCUUUGUUAAAUGAUUUUUUGUUAGAUAAUAUUAUAGCACCUGCAAAUUCAAUGUUCUCUAAAAAAAAGGCAUUAUUAAAAUAAUGUGUAGAUUUAAAAAAAAAUGUUUAGCUCUUUAUAGGAUUUCACGGGUCAUAUUAAUAUUAUCGAUUCAUUGAAAUAAUUAACAGUAAAUAAAUUAUUAAAAUUCGUUUUCAUUGAGGGCAAUGUUCAAUUAUAUUACUGUAGUAUGUACCUGUAGUUUGUAUCGUAUACUAAAUGAUAAAUUUCUUUUUCACAGUCGGAUUAUAUUAAAAAAUAAUCGAAUCGGUUUAAAAAUUAUAAUAACGAUGAUAAUAUAAAAUUAUUUAUAAUUAAUAUUUUACCACGAUAUUAUUAUGCGAAUAAUAUUAAUCCGCUUUGAAAUAUUUCAAUAAUAAUGAAAAAAAAACAAAAAACAAAAACAUUUUACUUGCAGAUCACCUAGCAUAAGGAAGCGACUGAAGAUAGGACGUUAUUGAAAUAAAGUAUAUAUUUAUAGGUACUUAAAACAAAAAGCAUGAUAGCAGGAAUUAAAUUUAUAUUCCUGCAAUAUUUCCAAAUCAUUACUACUAGUUUUUCUUAUACCUACAGUAGAUUCGUCGAAAGUAUACCUACUCACCCGCCAUGCCAUACAUGUACACAGUUUUGAUUUUUUUCUCUAUAGGUACAUUAUAAAUCUAAUUUGACAUAUAAUAUGUAUCAUAAUAUUUUUGUUGCAUUUUAACGUUCACUGGUAUAUUAUUGUAUCUAACUAGCUGUUGUACGGUACCGUUUUUGUCUAUCGCGAACACAAACGGUUUUACAAUCUGUGUAAUUGAUAUCUAUUGAAGUAUAUUUAAAAUAAGUUUUUUUUUUUCAAACACAUUUAUUGCACACACAUAUCUUAAGUAUAAUUAUGAUUUUUAUUCAACGUGUAGAUAUUUACAUUUAUUAGGAUAUAUAUUGUUUUUAGCAUUUCUGAACACUUCACGUGUUCAUCGGGUGCAAAAUACAGUAUGUGUAUAGAAUUUUUUUUGUUUUUUUACCAGAUUUUAUGACAGUUACAAGCUGUUAUAGAACGUAAAAUCUGCAAAAUAAGUGCUUAGAAAUUACUUACUAAAACUCAAGUUAGGAAACAAGAACCUUAAUGAGUGUUCACUAUGGUGAUAAUAGGUGAAUUCUCUCGUCUAUAUUUCAAUUUUAAACUGUUGUAAUUCAUAAACGGUAAAACUGAUAUUAGUGUCACACAUAGGUAUAAACAUUUGUAAACAAAUAUUCUCUAUUCAAAUCUGUGUUUAAAGGGAGAAGGGAGAAUAAUUGAAAAUCACAAGUGUACGCUCAUUUAAGAUGCAAGUAUUAGGGGUUGAAAAUAGAAAAUAAUGUGAAAAUAAACCUAUACAGAAACAAAAUUUAUUUAAAAUUCUCACCCGUAUAUUUAUAGUUUUACAAUUUUAAACCUAUUGCAGUCGGAUAGCAAAUUAUUAGCAAGUUUGUUUGAUAGCCGAUAAAAAUCUCUGAAUAAUUUUGUUUUAUAAAACGUUGAACCAUGUUCAAGUUAAAUUUUUAACCGGUAAGAAAACACCGCGUAAUCAACCGACUGUGUAUAAAUUUCAUUUUUGUACGUCGCGCAUCGUCGCUGAGUUAGCCCAGCGGUGUUAUUGUAACCCCACCGAAUAGGUCACCUACGUAUUAUUAUUAUACGAGUACGUUUAUUAUAUCCUAAGUAUUAUAUAUAUACUCUUAUCCUUAAAAAAAUAAUAAUAAUAAAACCGACACCGACAAAAUUGAGACAAUCUGAAUAAUAUAUGCCUACACAUUUUAUUAUUGUAUUUUGUUCACCGUGUUUACAAUCCAUACUAUUGUAUAGAUGCGCGAGGGCAGGAAAACAAAACAAUAUCCGGAACAAGAACACCGGAUUUUGAAAAAUGUUGCAUACUUACGCUGUAUCACGCUAUUUUAUAUUAAAUUUAUUCCUUUUUUUUUUAGUGAAAUAUUUUUAGGGUAAACGUGUUCAAUGAUAAAAUGUUCUGUGACCGCUUUAUUGUGGUGCAGUUAUACGUAUUCACAGAUAGAAUCUCACGGUUGUUAGUUGAGAUUAUUCCUUUAUGAAUUCGGAUUAUGGAAUUUUUUAAUUUUAAAUGUUUUUUAUUUAUUUUUAUAAAAUAUAUUCGCAAAAUCAUUUAUUUGACACAUUCGCUUAUUGCAGCAGUAUACUUAUUUUAUAUUUUAAUAAUAUUGUAUAACAAAUUCAAUUACAGUAUUUCCAUAUUCGAUUUCGAUAAACAUUUAACAUUUUUCCAUCAAAAUCUACCAUUUGCAAUUAUUGCAGGUUUAGUCGAUGAUAAAAAAAAAAUACAUACAUCAGUAUUAGUAUAGGUUUAUAUUUUCGUAAUAUCCCAUUUCCCGAUACGGAAAAUUAUUAUUUUUAAAUGCAAACAAAUAUUACUAUAUUAUGUUUAUUUACAUUUUGUUUUAUAUACUAAAUUAUUAUUAAUACUAUCAAUUAUUAUUAUCAUUACUAUUUUAUUUUUAUCAUAAUAUUAUUGUCACCCGCACGCGGGUUGUGUCAACGUUCCAACCGCCCAGAGAAGUGGUAAUAUUUUAAAAUUUUAAAAUUUUUGGAAGAGGGGGAAGGGAACUAAUAAUAUUUAUUUAUGUAAAUAUUAAAAUUGGAAAAAAUUCAAAAAAAGUUCAAUGUGAAAAAAUGUGAACAUUCUAUUGCGUUGUCUCCUGGUCGACUAUACGUGAAUACAGUGAAUGUUCGUAAUUAUUCGACGCGAAAAACCCAAACAAAUUUGUUUGAUCACGUUCGGGGCCGGAUUCGAUAUACCGCGUUAAUAUCGCCGUAUAAGAUAAUAAUAAUAUCACUGAAACUCGCCGUGCCCGUUUUAAAAGACUCGAGACCAUAUCGUUCCGUCAUCGUUACAGUAAAUAUUAUAUAUAGUGGUUCGGAAAAAUAAUAAUAAGUCAUCUUACAUAACGCUGCACUUAGACGUCGAGUGACAAUAUCCGUCGACAUAAUAUUGUUUGCACCCGUUGAAAUAUUUUUCAAAACGCCGUACGCAACGUAUCCUUCGUACACACAUAUACGCAUAUAAUAUCAAUUUUCCAACAGUAAUAACAAUAUUACACUAUGUCCAUAUUGACACGUUCCGCACGAUAUCAUAUUGCAAUAAUAUUGCAUCUGGGUUUUGUUAUUAUGACAAAUACAAAAAGGCAGUAAUUUUUAUUUUUUUUUUUUUUCGAGAAUACUGCGAACUUCUAAUGCUUCUCUCUGUAUGUGUUAUUAUAUUUUAUGACUUUCCUGCGGGGCGUAUACUUCAAUACUUAUUUAUCUACUUUAAUAAUUAUUCUUAACACUAUCGUUUGUCCGCCUAGACGAUAAAAUUAUUCGGGUGGUACGCUGUCGGUAUAUCCUUACAUAUUUACGAUCAUUUAUAAUAAACUUAACGUUGAGAAUUCGAUACAUCGAGUUAACCACGGAAAAAAAAAAUUUCCGCCCUCCGUCCAAAAGUGUAUUAUUGAGGUAGGUAUAAUUUGAAAAAAAAAAAUGGUAUAUUUGGGGCGAUUGCUAAUUUUGUUUCUAAAAAAUUUAGUUAACUAUUAAUUUAAUAAUUUUUUUGAUUUUGCUGAUUAUUAUUGUUAUUAUUAUCUAUUAAAUUUAUUUUGCACAUAAUUACAUAUUUUGAUGUUAAAAGAAUAUAUUGAUAUAAAACCACGUGUUUGCAUAUUUUACUAAUAUUUUUAGAGUAUAUUACAAGCGUAUAUUUAAAUUUUUAAGAGAAAAAAAACAUCAUAUUCUUGCUAUUUGAGUGGUGUUUUCCCUGACAAUUGGAAAAUCUGUUCCAUUAUUCCGAUUUUAAAAUCUGGCGACCCAUCGAACGUCACCAACUACCGUUCUAUAUAUAUUCCACCUCAACUAGGCGAAAUUUUCGAACUAAUUGUGUUUAACAAUAUUAAAAGAUCAUUUAAUCAUGUUUUAAUUGAUGAACAACACUAUUUCCAUCAUGGUAAGUUAACAAUUAGUAACAGUGUUGUCUUUACAACCUACAUUAGCGAUUGCCUUGAGGUAGGCAAUCAGGUUGAUGUUAUUACUACUGACUUUAACAAAGCAUAUGAUACAGUCGACCACGAACUAUUAAUUAACAAAUUAGAAUGCUUGGGUGUUGGCAAUCCAUUGUUAUCCUGGUUUAAAUCAUACAUCACUGGCAGGAAACAAUUUGUUUCUGUUUCGGGCUCCUGUUCUGAAAUGUAUGCUGUUUCUUCAGGUGUUCCUCAGGGUGGCCACCUUAACCCAUUAUUAUUCUUUCUUUUUGUUAACUCCUUAUCCCAGUGGCUUACACAAGUUAAAAUACUGCUUUAUUCUGACCAUAUAAAAACAUUUCAUCAAGUUCGUUGUCCUGAUGAUUCUUUACUGCUCCAGAGCGAAACUAAACAUAUUCUCUAA
Messenger RNA from Cinara cedri, 81827 nucleotides. The record is from the annotation of a GenBank genome assembly. NCBI's taxonomy places the organism in Eukaryota, Metazoa, Arthropoda, Insecta, Hemiptera, Aphididae.